Molecule: messenger RNA, 52591 nt
Organism: Pelobates cultripes (western spadefoot toad)
Lineage: Eukaryota; Metazoa; Chordata; Amphibia; Anura; Pelobatidae
Source: the annotation of a GenBank genome assembly
CCUGCUGGUCCCCAGCUCUGGCAGAGGGAGGAGGGGUAGUGUCCCAGCCUAGCCCACAAAAAAAACGGAAUUUCAUUGACUGUGUAUUGAGAGAGACACGUUCUACUGGGAGCUGCUAUACAUUGUAUCCAUCCCCCACCUUGUGACAUUGUAUCCUGCUCAAUGAGAGCCAGCCAGCCAGCAGACAGAAAGCACAGACAGUCCCUCUCUGCAGCACCCAAGGAGACCUGCAUCUGCACCAGCUGGUGAGCAAUUCUCACUAUUGCAACUUAGUAACCAUUUCUGUCAGCACCUGCAAGGCUCCCUCACUGGCUGUGAGAUUUAUUAAAACCACAACAAAGCUACAACAGUAUCAUCACUAGUGGGAAAGUGACAAGAGGGUCACCAGAGCCAUCUCCUGGAGGAAGUGAGCUUUCUUUAUUUCUCUUUCUUUCCUUCUCUCUCUUUUCAUUAGCCUUGCAUGUGUUUACAUUUUCAAGAACGCUCACAUCUGUCUUGUUCCAUCACACACUAGUGUUUGGCAAAUCUCAAAGUUCAGUCCUUGGCAGCUGACAUCAUAUAGCCCUGAGCAAGAGCACUGCAAGGCUCUUUGUGCACACAGGGCAUUUAAUCACAGUUCUCCUGUCUCUGCUCAAUGUGCAUUUACUCUGCCCCUCUCUUCCUGGAAGAUUUCUCCUUAAACUCUGUUAUGAACCAGAUUGCCAGAAAUCUCUAGAAAUCAUUUGAGCAUUGACACAUUUUACAGUCUAACAUCAAGGAUCAAUAAUUAUCUCCAGGUACGUAUUUGGUAUAGUUUUAUUUGUACAUGGACAGCAGCACAACUGUCUUUCUUUGUGUAUGUUUUGUAAUUGCUUGGAAUUAUAAGAUCACAAUUUUAUUCUGUAGGAUAUAUCUUUUUAGCGAAUUAGUUGCAAUGCUGCUAUGAAUUGACUUCUAACAAAGCCCUGCAGGAGAGUAUGGCUGUGUGUGAUAGGAUGGACAUCUAAAUGUAUACUUUUUAAUAUGUAAGGAUAUGGUAUAGCCUGAACGGCAACGCCUAUUACCAGCCAACCACAGGACCCUAUAGCACACAGCUCCUGGAUUUAUAGAUGUUGGUUAUAUCAAAUGAUUUGUGUGACACUUUUAUUGCUGGACUAUAAAUAAUGGUCGUUGAAAUGAGUGUAUUGAUCAUUUUUGGGUUGGUACUGUACUCAUUUUGUGGUGAGAACUUUUUUUGAAUAUGGUGCCCCUUGAAAAUUGAAUAAUACAUGGAUUAUUGUAAUUAGUCAUUUUUUUUUCUAAAAUAUUCUCGGUGUUACAUUAAAGAUGAGUUGGUUUCGGUGAUUAUUUAAAGUGGUGCGAAUGAGGGUUGUGAGGAGUGUUUUAAUCCGCGUUUUGUUUGGUCUGAUUUUAGGAAUGGAGACAAUUAGCAUGUCAGUGCUGAAGAAAGCGAAUGAACUGGAGCAGAUGACAGAGAUUCUGAUCAUUGGCGAACAGUUAAGGUAACAAAGGAAUCUUUCUGAUGAAUUAUUUCAUACUGACCUAGCUAUGGAUAAUGCAAAUAAAUAAACAUACAUUUUCUGGAAAUAAAAAAACGCCAUGUGAGUUUGUGUGUAAAAGACUGCGGGAUGCUGCCUUCUCGGUGUUAAUCCUGUGUGUUCAUUUGAAGCUGGGUGGGUGCGGUAAACCUUGUUACUCGCCAGACAUAUUAAGCAACUUUACAAGUCUACACUGUAGGAGCAAAAAACCUCUUCAUUACUGGUCAGCCACAUCCAGCAACAUAACCAGUUUAUUCUUUAGAAAUCACUAACCUCUACUUACUAGUCAGACACAGUCCACAAUAUAACAAGUCUGUUCUCUAAAGAUCACUAACCGUUUCUUACUAGUCAGACACAGGACACAAUAUUCUCUAAAGAUCACUAACCUCUUUGUUACUAGUCAGACACAGUCCACAAUAUAACCAGUCUAUUCUCUAGAGAUCACUAACCGUUUCUUACUAAUCAGACACAGUCCACAAUAUAACCAGUCUAUUCUCUAGAGAUCACUAACCUCUACUUACUAGUCAGACACAGUCCACAAUAUAACAAGUCUGUUCUCUAAAGAUCACUAACCGUUUCUUACUAGUCAGACACAGGACACAAUAUUCUCUAAAGAUCACUAAUGUCUAUUCUCUAAAGAUCACUAACCUCUUUGUUACUAGUCAGACACAGUCCACAAUAUAACCAGUCUAUUCUCUAGAGAUCACUAACCGUUUCUUACUAAUCAGACACAGUCCACAAUAUAACCAGACAUUCUCUAGAGAUCACUUACCUCUUUUUACUAGUCAGACACAUCCAUCAACAUUACCAGUCUAUUCUGUAGAGAUCACUUACCUCUUUUUACUAUUCAGACAUAGUCCACAAUAUAACCAGUCUAUUCUUUAGAGAUCACUAGCCUCUUCUUACUAGUCAGACACAUCCAGCAACAUUGCUAUUCUAUACUAUAGGCCAGACACUUUCAGCUGUACUGUAUACAUUUUAGGAACACUUGCUUCUCCAUUAUUCACACAUUCAGCACUGUUAGCAGUCUGCACUUUAGGAACAAAAACUACUCCGUUAAUGGACAGAUACAGUCAUCGACAUUAACAGUCUGCACUUUAGGAGACUAACCAAUCCGUUACUGGCUAAACGCUUUCAGCAACAUUGCCUGUUUAACGUUACACCUGGUAGCUACUCUGUUACUAGCCAGUUAUAUAGGUGUUUCAGCUGGUAUUAAUAAAAAAGGGGAACUUGUAAGUUACAAAACAAUUACUAACGGUCUUAUACAGAGCAUACAUUCUUUUUUUUUUUUUUUAAUAUACCACAUGGUUACUGGUUUUUGGCUAUAUUAGGCACUACAGUUGCUGUCCAGUAUAUGAAUUCAAUGCAGUCUCCUUAGACAAACAUUGGCAGUAGGACAGAUCAUGCUGCAUAUAUUUGGGACUUUAAAGUAAAGCUGUCAUGUGAUUUUCAACUUAACCUAAAUCUGCCGAAAACACAUUGAAUACAUCAUAUAUCACAGAGGUACAUGAUGCGUUCAAUGCAAAGUUUUAAGAUAUACUCACGUUACCUCAGUUUCAGCGCCGCCAUGUUGUAAGCUUUGUGGGCGUCACUCUUUUGUCACACCCACCUCUAGUCCACCCUUCGCUCCGCAUGCAGUUAUCUUUCAUUUCCCAUGCUUGGGGUCGUCUUCCUCUGUGACGCUGACACACUGGCUUCAUUGCCAGCGUGCCGGUGCCUGAGCCGAGUGACUUAAAGGACCACUCUAGGCACCCAGACCACUUCAGCUUAAUGAAGUGGUCUGGGUGCCAGGUCCUUCUAGGGUUAACCCAUUUUUUCAUAAACAUAGCAGUUUCAGAGAAACUGCUAUGUUUAUGAAUGGGUUAAGCCUUCCCCCUAAUCCUCUAGUGGCUGUCUCAUUGACAGCCACUAGAGGCGCUUGCGUGCUUCUCACUGUGAUUUUCACAGUGAGAGCACGCCAGCGUCCAUAGGAAAGCAUUGUAAAUGCUUUCCUAUGUGACCGGCUGAAUGCGCGCGCAGCUCUUGCCGCGCGUGCGCAUUCAGCCGGCGGGGCCGGAGGCGGAGAGGAGGAGGAGAGCUCUCCGCCCAGCGCUGGAAAAAGGUAAGUUUUUACCCCUUUCCCCUUCCAGAGCCGGGCGGGAGGGGGUCCCUGAGGGUGGGGGCACCCUCAGGGCACUAUAGUGCCAGGAAAACGAGUAUGUUUUCCUGGCACUAUAGUGGUCCUUUAAGUCAUUCCAUUCCUGUGCUCCUUAGCCAGGGUUAUCAGCAUCAGCUAGUGUGUUACCAUAGCAACCACCAUGCACGCGCUGUGGUUUCUGUGUGUGUGGUGUAGAAGGACCACUCUUGGGCAUAGAUUGUAGGCUGAAGAAUUGACUGGCACUUGGGAGAGAGACCAAUUUUUAAAUAGAUUUUUUUUCUCCAAAUCUAUACAUUUUAUGGUAUUUCAAAAGAGCAUAAGUUAUAGCUACAGCGAAAGAUACCAUUUAAUCAUAGCUCUUUAAUAAAACACAAUUUUUCCAACAAGUCAAUUUAGUCAGAUUUCAUCCCUGCUAGUUCAGCUCUGGUCAAAUGCAAGUGUUCAUCUAGGAGCCAGCAAGUGACUACUGGGCCAGUGAAUGCACAUUGGUUGUCUUUAGAAAUUCUCACUGUUGAGUUCCAAGCUGUCUCUGGAAGCAUUGUCAGCAGAAUUGCUGCUCACCGGAAGCUUUAUGAAAUCAGUUUUAAUUACUGAGCAUUUGCACACAAACCUAAGAUCAACAUGCACAAGGCAAUCGUUAUGUGGAGUGACAUAAAGGUCAUCUCCACUGGACCGUGGAAGAGUGGAAAAAGCUUUCUCUGGAGUGAUGAAUCACUGUGCACCAUCUGGCAGCUCGUUUGAUGGUUGCUAAGUUAACGCGAUUUACCUGGCGUCAUAAUGCCAAGUUCUGAUCUGACAUAUUUUUGUUUGUUUUUUUGGUUGUGGUUGAGCUACACUACUUCCAAUGGAGGGCAUUAUUGUAGUAAAUCAUACAAUUGCAAUGUAGAUGUAUCUGUGUUCCCAGUGUUGUGUGUGAAAGAACAUCAUUACCAUGCCACCUAUUCACAAAACAAUUUUCAUAAUUGGUUUAUUUGGGGUCCUGUGUGGGAAUCUUGACUGCAGUGCAAAAUAUCCUAAGCUCAACACCUCAUUAAUGCUUUUGGAAUCAAAUCCCUGCUGGAGUCUUCCAACAUCUAGUGGAAAGCCUUUUCAGGAGAGUGGAUGUAGUUUUAAAAGCAACUAUCAACUCCUUAUUAAAGUGUCAUUGUCACGUUUGAGGAAUUUUAAUUUUUUGCAUUGUUGGGGAAAAAGUAGAUCUACUUCUAUGAACUUGUCACUUCUUGGUGCCAUUUUGUUCUUCAUUAUCUUCAGCACCAGAAAACCUAAUCUGUCUGGAGCUGCCAUCACUAACAUGAUCCCAACAUGUUUCUCAACAAUCUCAACAUGUUUGAUGGUACAAAACAGCGUUCAGCGUGGCAAAGCAAAUAAGGAUCUUUUUUCCUUUACAGCUGUUUCUUUAGGCAGCUGGUUACUUAAUAAAAUAUAGUUCUGCUGCGUGCUGUGUAUGUAUUUUGAUUUAUAUAUGUAAAAAUAAUGGUGGUGCUUGGGGAAUGGCUGGUUAAUAUUUGUGUGAGGGCAGAGGGGACGCAUACCCUUGACCAGCCUAGAACAACAAAAAGCCUGCGUAGUCCAUUGGGUCUACGGCUGUUCCAAUGAAUAUUCCAUAGAUAAUCUAUUGGUUGCGCAAUAAGAUGGAGAGUGCAUGACGGAAAAUAGCAUUAUGUGUGUGAAAGCUCCAUCCAUUUCUGCAAUUUGCCAACAGUCCUGUGCUACAUGCAUUAACGAAAUUUUCACUUUGUCUCAUGAAUUUAAUUGCAUUUCAGUGAUAUUUCAACAUACUCAGAAGUUUCUCAAUAGGAAUCUAGCGCCAGUUUAAUGUCCCUGAUUUUGGAAUGAAAUAUUCAACAAGCAGGUGAAUUCGCUGAAAGGACAUUUGUCCUCCUAAAAUUGUUUUCUUGGAUUACAGAAUUUAGAAUCCUUUUAACAAGUGUCCUGCAGUGACCUACUGUGUCUUUGCCAAUCGGAGAAGUAGAAGGGAUUGUUCUUCCAAAAUAAGAUUUUGGGCAUUAUGGGCUCUUUCUCUUCUGCCCUUCCCUAGAAGCAUGUGCCAAAUCCAUGGUCAUGCUCUUGUGGGCCUGUUGUAGUGGUUAUGGUAUUUGGAGUGUUCCUUUUUAUCAGUUUCUAUAACCUACAAUCUAUGGCUUUAAAUUUAAAUUGCUGUCACUUUAAAAAAAAUGUUUUUUUUUUCAUUUUAUUUUUCUAUUUAUUUUUCAAAUAAAAUAAGCUGUCUUAAAUAAUUGGUUAAUAAAUUACAAAAUGACAUUUCUCAUUAAGAUGCAUAAUUGAAGUUCUACCUAUUGUAGCCAACAGACAUGGAGCCUCCUUCAAUACUAUAUAACUGGGCCCUCCGACAUUCUUUAAAUGACCCUCAGUAGGACUGACCCAUUGAAGUCUGAUUGGGGAAAAUAGCUGUCAGCUGUGUGGCAAGGUUUAAGAAUGUGUGAGGGUAAAUAGCCGAAGUUCCCAUGUGAGCAUUCCACUCCAGGCAUUUGGCCUUUGUACAUAAACAGUCUUAGAACAGCUAAGAAACCCUUAGGUUUGUCUUUAAGGGUCCUGGCGUUUGUUAUAAGAGCAAGUAACUAGUCUGCUUUUAGGCAGUGUUUAGAUUAUAUUGCCUUAUUUAUGACUUUAAUAUUUUCCCUACACACGCCAGUCACACAAAGGCACAAAGUAUCACUAUACCCAAGGCUUCCAUUAAUAUAAUAAUAAUUAUUAUUAUUAUUUUUAUAAUUAUUAUUAGUUGUUUAUAUAAUUAUACUUUCACCUCUGGAUAUUUGAAACUGGAAAACCUUAAAAUGAAAUUAGUUCAAUAUUGUCUGUUCAGAAAAACUGGAUACAUAUUUAGAAAUUGUUUUACAAUUAUUCCAAUUAAAACCAAAUCUAUGAACUGCAUUUGGCAGCAAUUAGGCCAGCAUACCGCACACAUUUUGACGAUGUAAAUCACUGGCUUUCCUCAUAACACAUAUGGCUGGACUGGACAUGGUGUGCUACUCUUUAUUACAAAAUGACAUUUCAUAUUUAAUAAUUUGGUUAUUGCUUAGAGGGGAACUACCGCUUACCUGGAAAUUUCACAAUUGAAUAAGCCAUUGAAAGUUACCUAUAAUUUGUGUUAAACUUUCUUCAUUUUCUUGUACAUGAAAGAUUUAGCAAAUUACAUCACAAUCCAAUUGAGUUCAGACACAUAUUGCAAAGGAGUAAUAGGAUCAUUGUUUAAUUUCUCCUCUUCUCUGUAUGUUCUCUCUGUGCUGUCAGGUACAAAGGCCAGGCCCCAUAAUAAUGACUGACGGGGAAGUAAUAUAGAGGUGUAGAUAUCUAUUUAAUUUUAUUUUUCACAACUCACAAAUACACAUUUUUUAAAAAAAAUUAAUGUUUAUUGAGAGUUUUCAAUUAUAUAGUCUGCAGUCAGAGAAACGCCACAUACCUUGUGUAACACCAAGUAAGUCUAGCAAUAUUGAGUGGUUGUCAAAGCCGAUAUGACAAUCUACUGUAACAGAGUAAUGGUAUAUGGCACUCCAAGGUAUAACAAAUGUUAGGGCUAGUGCUGCAGGACCAGGUCCCUGUUCUGCAAAAAACUCACUACUAAUUGACGUAAUUCUCAGCACACGGAAGUGUUGUCUUAUGGUGGUGUAUGUGUCACCCAACCUGAAAAGGACAUUUCAAUACCUUCUGUAUCUUUCUCAAGCCAUGGCUCACAUACCGUACCAGAGAAAAUAUUGAGCUAACCAGAACCCAAACAUGUUAACAUCAACAUGACACCAACCAUUCUAGCUCUCUGAUAGUUCCCCGCCAACACAUUUCACAUUCCUGCUCCAAAUGCCUAUAGGAUUUGUAUAAUAUUAAAUCCUGGGAAGUAACAAUUCUUCUUUGUUUGCCAUAGUGAAAAAAAGUCUAUUUGCCAAGUGGAGGUACUUGAAUAGCUAUAAACACCACACUAGCAAAUGUUGCCUUUUUGUCUAUAGUAUGGCCCCCAUACUAUGGGGAGAUAAAAAAAAAUAUUCUCAAAUUUGCUUCGCUCGGGUGUGUUAAUUUUAAGUGUUCCCUUUAUGUCAAAGUAAUUUAUUAAACCCAGAAUAUCCAAGCUGUCACUAUGGCUGAUUUGAAGCAUUUUUCAUAAAAAUCUGUUUUUCAUCUAACUUUUGCAGUUUGAUUUCCAUUACUCUUUGUGUUUAGUGAAUGAAACUCUUUGCGUUUUAGUAUAAAAGCGAAAAUGCUAUUUUUUUUUUUGUGUUGUGUUCAAGAUUAUGCACUUUUGGAUUCAUUAACUGGCGUAAUUCUAUGGAAUUUUGUUUCUGAAAUUUGAUCAUAUCCUGUUUCGCUGAACUCAGUUUCAAAAAUUGGAUUAUCUGUCUUUAAAGAUUUAUUAUUUUCUUAAAAUGAUGAACUAUAUAGAAAGUUCAAUAGCAGAUUGAUUUCUAGUAAAUUUUUUAAAUAUAUUUAUUAAGUCACAAGGCAUUAUUGUAAAUGAUAGCAAAAUCACAGAAUUAAUCCAGUAUAUUUUUUGUGGCCUUGCUUAAUAUGGACAAUUUUAGGCUUCAUUCUCAGCACUUUUGUCCAUCCUUUUUUUUUUUUUUUAGCUAUUUUAAUUGACUUUGAAACCACAGGCCUAUUAAAUUAUACUUUAAAUUAUUAACAUUUCUCUCUUUGUUGUUUUUGUGUUUGCUGCUACACACAGUCGAUUUCAGUUUCACAGUUUUUGUGAAUACCUGUCUCAGCCAUUUUUUUUUCUGGCUAUUGCGAAACAUGUUGAUGUUAGUAGUUAAAAAAUAGUAACUAUUACAGUACAUUCCGUAGGCAGUGCAUGUUCAUGAUAGCUUUACCUCAGUCCUCCCAAGUACCACACAACUGCUUACUCAUUAGUAAAUAGUAUAUUUGGUCACCUAUUUCAUUUAAACAUUAUGGAUUGAUUCACAAUGAGUUGAACAUUCCAACUAAUAUCAGUUUUAGGUUUCAUCAAUGUCCUUGAAUUUUUUUUACUCCUCGACAUUUUUAUUGUUUAGUAAAUUUACUCAUAUAAUGUUGUGCUACUACAACCUACAUAUAUUUUGCUAUAUUUUUUCAGUACCUCCGUUUUGUCCUUAAUGGUUGUCCAUUCACCACUAUUCAAUGUAAAGAAUACUCACGUUUUUUUUCUCUUCCGAAAGCAGAUUAAUUGACCUGUUGCUGAAGUUAGCUUAAGAACUUGGAUAAGCGGCACAAUAUUAUCUGUGAUCCCGUAGUGUUGGAUGUAGGACAUUUUGUGUAUAAGUUGCCAUUGAAAGUGUUUUGUUUUCCAUUUUAUAUAUUACAUAUGACAAAAGCCAUUAGAAAUUUUGGAGUACAAUAUUUUUACAUAUUUGAAAUCGGUCUGAGCUAAUGCAAGUUUUGAUCAUCUUCAGUGUAGACGUGACCGGUGUUGAUUGUUUUAUGAUCCCACUAACAUAGAGCAUAGUCCUUAUGGCCUCAUUCAGGAUGGAUUCAGCAAGCAUUGUGCAUGGGGGAUCUGUAGUACUUUUUCUAAUAUAAACAGAUGUUUGUUAUCUCAGCUCUGCAUUUCCUGUGUGCUUUAGAGAAUUCAAGAUGAUUUUGUAAAAAAUUACACUUGAGCUGGAAAACACUGAAAAACAACUGUUAAAGUCUAGUUAUUUAUGUAUUUUUGCUUAUAGUAAACAUUUAUAUUCUCAAAUUCUGGUUGUUUUUCUUUUCAGUAAUGUAGCUUCAUUAUAUUCCUAGGUGUAUUAUUAUUUUAUUAUUAUUAUUAUUUUAUUAUUUAUAUAGCGCCAUCACAUUCCGUAGCCCUAUACAAUGUAUCUAUGUGUUGCAUAGCUUUUUGUGAGUGUUGAUGUUUGGUACAUUCUACUCUUCGUUCUGUCUGUUAAUCACCGUUGCCUAACUUUCUUUCUCAAUAUGUACGUCCUUGCUCUUAUCUCGCCUGCAUUAAGCCUCAUUUCCUUUUCUUUAUUCCCUUUAAUUUCUGCUUACCGUUUCCUUUCUUCCUCCAUCUACUCUACCUUUUCUGUCAGUGUACCUUGGAUUCACAUGACCAUGAUUCCUGUGAUCGGUUAGUUCUGUCAGUAAUGAGACACACUUAUCAUGCUAAACAAAUUAGAUGCAGACAUACAUAUUUAUACACCAUACCCAGGAUCUACGGAACUUAAUAAUACUGCCUUGACAAUGUUGCAUCGUUCUGAUAUUUGUGGUAAUCCUCUUAAAGGAACUGUAUGGGCACCAUAAUAACUUCAUCAAAAUUAAGUUGUUAUGGUGCCCAGAGAUCCCUGGCGCAUUCUUACCAGAAGGGAUUAAACCUCUAUUGAAUGGGUUAACCCUAAAGGUUGCUCUUCAGCACCUGAUCUGUCCCCAGCAGCAUUCGGUUUUAUCUUUUGUCCAGUGCAGUUUCAGGAAGCAUGGACUGCUGAUUGGCGUAGAGUGGAGAAAAAUAUGAGACUAAUCCUUGGCAGGGGCACUGCUUAUUUUUUUUUUUUUCUCCACUCUAAGGCAAUUAGAGGCACGACGUGCUUUCUACCCCUGCCGGUAAGAAAGCUCCAGGGACAUCUGGGUACCAUAACAACCAUGAACACUUCAAAACAAUGAAGUCAUAGUGCUAGGAGUAACUCUUUUUAACUUUUUUAGUUGCAAAAGAUGUCCAUAGAAUAUGAGGUAAUGUAACCUUUUGGAACUGAAAUUUGAUGUGACAGGCAUUUUAUCUCACUAACCAAUAAAGGAAAAGGGAAAUAAAGAUGAAGUUGAGGAAACACUAAAUGCAAUACUCCUAAUAAGAUGUCUUGGGAAUGUAUUAUUAUUAUUAUUAUUAUUUAUUUAUUUAUUUAAUCAAUUUCCACUGAUUGUGGGUAGACGUGACUGGACAUGCAGCUGAACCAGUUGAUCAUACGUUGAAUUAGUAAAAAAAAUUUUUUUUUUAAAUUUAAAUAUAUAAAUAAUGGCUCUGCGGUUAUAUUUCUGCAAUAAUUUAUCUCUACAGACGUUUUAUUUUGUUGUUUUAUCUCAUUUAGCAUCUAGAACACUAACAUUGUGCAUUGGCAUUUAACAAACCUGUUCAUCACUCUUAACUCAUGUACUAAGACUGGAACGGCCUCUUUCAAAGGUUGCCGACACAGAAUUCAGAUGGCUGUUGCUUAGUAUCUGGAAUGCCUUGUGGAAAGCUGUGAAUUGUUCCUUAGGACUGACCAAGGAAUUUAUUAAAACGUUCUCCUUGUUCCGUAAAACUAAAUCUCACUAGAUCAAACGUAGACAGAUAUUGAUAAGUCCUAUGUUAAUGACAUGUCUAUUUUUUAAAGUAUAUACUUAAAGCAUUUAAUCUGAUUUGUAGGCCUGUAGUUCACGUCAUCCAUACUCUGAAAAGUGCUUUAGAUAUAAAAUGCUAGGAUGAAAACCACAAAUUUAUAUUCAGAAAAAUUGGAGAUUAACCGAGACCAUUGGCUCUCAACAUGCCAGAUUUGAUUGAUAAGCCAGUCAGUUAAAAGUAAUCAAUUUCUGUACUGCCGUUCUUUUGGAUACCAAACUGCUGAAUUAUUUUUACUGUGGAGACAGGAACCAUUAAUAAGGAGUUGUCCACUCUGCUGAGUGUACUCCCCAUGUGCACUGCAUCAAUUCCUUCAAGGGAUAUCGGAUAUCGAUUAAUUAUUUUUUUUUGUCAGAAAGCUCAUAUCAAAUGUAACAACAAAAUUAUAUUUAUUCACAUCCCCCACCACCACUGUCUCCACUGUCCCAGCUGUAACAUGCAUAUCAGGCCAGGCCAUGUUACCAGGUUAGCUACAUUUAAAGAGGCCAUAUCACCUUUAGGGGUCUUCACAUAUUUUAAAUAGACCCACAAAGGUGACAUAUUAAUAGCUGGUUCUGAAGAAAUAUGGUAGGUGUUAUACAGCUGAAUUAGUGCAAAUGCACAUAGAAUUAAUUAUUGCAAAUGAACAAACAUACAAACCGCACUGUCUAGGUUAAUGGAUACAAUCAAACAUCCAAUAAUUAAAUCAAAAUUGGGAAGAAUUCCAGGAACCUGCACAAAAUUAAUGUGUAUUAAAGUGACUCUGUCACCGCAAUAUUGUUUCUGACUAUUUCAUGAAAAUAAAAUCUUUAUGAAGAUUAACGGUGCUAAAAAGUAGGAUCUACUCUGUCUUAUGAUCCAGCCAGAAGUAUACAAUUGGAUGUUUGAUUGUAUCCAUUAACCUAGACAGUGCGGUUUGUAUGUUUGUUCAUUUGCAAUAAUUAAUUCUAUGUGCAUUUGCACUUAUUCAACUGUAUUACACCUACAGUAUUUCUUCGGAACCAGCUAUUAAUAUUGUUACUGUAAAUAAAUGGAUUAAUAAUGAGUAUACAUUAAGCACAACUGAAAUGACUUAAAUGUUCCAAUUUAAGUAAAAAUCGAUAUUUUUGUAAUUUUGUUCAUUUCUCCUAGUUAUGUUUUUGUCUAUCUAAAUGUGUAUAUAAAUUGAGUUUUACCGUGCUUUCUGAAACACACAAUUGUUAAUCAUUUAAUUAAAAAGCGUAAAUGUCAACAUGCAUGCUCUGUAGAUAGUUUUUAGUGAAUGCUCCUGCAUGUUUUGGCCGAUUCUACCCUUACUAAUUUACCUUCCAAGUGACAACCAUUUUAAAAUUAGGAAAGCUACAAGUCCUAAAAUUACGCAAUUCGUGCUUUAAAAAAAUAUAUAUCUAUUUUCUCACUGCUUGCAGUGAUUUCAGAAUGACCAAUUUCACAAAAAGUAAAAGAGCAAAAUGUGUUUUGUAAUAAUGAAAUAAAAACAGAAAAUAAAAAGAUUUUCUAUAGCUUUUGGUUUGAAAGGGAUUUGAGUUCCAAGCCUUUCUAGUGGGGGGUUGUAGAAGGGAUUUGAAUGGAUGUCACUAAAGAAGGAACUGAACAAGGAUGUUAAGGAAGUAGGAUAUCCUCAUAUAUUUUACACAAACACUCUCUCUCGGUAUUGGCCCAUUAAAACCUGGAGCCUCAAGUUAUGGGAGAUUGCAACUAGAGAUGACUUGAAUGUUGUCUUGCUCUGUGUUGGGAUUUGUUUUAUUCCCAUCAUUUUACAUAAUAACGGUCAGAUUGAGCUGCACGUAAUGUGGAACAAAUCUUUGUCACGUAGUUUAAGGCUUGGAGUUUAUUUCUCUUGUCAAAUGUGUUGUCAUCUAACUUUUUUUCAUUAGACCUGUAGUAAAUAACAUUCACGUAUCUAGUGUGCACCAGCAUUGGAAGUAGCUGGAUGCCAUCCACUUAAUGUUGUUUAUAAGUCACAGAUUAUUUAACAGAUUAAUUACAAACUAGAAUCUCUCCAGUGAAAUCUGCCAAGAAUUGUAUUCAGUAAUAUAAACACUGAGCUUUUUGUAACCUUUACCCCUUCCCCCAACCUCCCUGUGCUUUGAGUAGUUAUUUUUAUUGUAUGAUUUGUGAACAAUGUGUAUUUACACAAAACACUGAGUAUCAUAACAUACACUACACACAUUCGAUAUUAGUUAAUAUUGUUAUCAGAUUCCUGAUUCUACCAGCCACAAAUAUUUUUGUAAUUAACUAAGCCUUCAAUGGCUAACCUUUUUUACAUGUGUUAAUGUUUAUCUUUUUUUACUUGUUUACUGUAAAUUAUUGCUUGUUAAUAUUGCUUGUUAAAAUCAUAUUAUUAUUUUUUUACCUUGGUAUGUAUUUAAAUAUGGGGUUGGGUAUCUAAAAAUGAGAUAUUCCAGUUACCUGAGCUGCAAUUAGGUAUCCAAUAUUGCUUCACACGAAUACAAAACAAACCAAAAAAGCUCAAUAAAUUAUAAAGUAAAGCAGUUUCUUAACCGCUUCGACAGGAGACAAAUUUGAGUCCCAUGCUAUUUUAUAGGGUUCCCAGUGUUUGGAAAAGGCUAGUGAUUAUUAUUGCUCUAUUAUUAUUCUAUUACGAUUGAAGAAUGUGUCAUGAAGGUGAUUUUCCAUUUGUGAAAUUGGCCUCCAAGCAAAAUCCAUGUACGUAGUUUGGCCCUCUGUGAAGAAAAGGUUAAGAAUCUUUGACCAAAAGAAAUGCAAUAUAUCAGAUAUAACAUAAGUGAUGGGUAAUCAAAUUUAGAGAAGAAUAUGGUCACCAUUAUUGUCCUGGGAGUUAAUGCAUUUGAUUGACACUAAGUGUAAAAGUUGCUAAACUAGGAAAAUGUAAAAAAAUAAGUUACAAAAGAAAAUGCUCUUCUUUUCUGGCAUAAAAUAUAUUGAUGUUUUCUGAUUUCGAUAUUACAUUCCUCUCUCUCGCAUGCCUUUCUGUCCCACCUCCCUUCCCAAAUCUCCUCGACUUGUAAGGAUUGUUACUUCAGUCUCUUGGUGUAACGGCACCCCCAGGCAUAAAAGGGGUAAAAUGCUGUUUAGAGGAUAUUCCCUUCUAGAUAUACAGGCAGCUACUGCAGAACACCAAUCUCCCGAACUGGAAACACACAAAUGCUUCAAACUCCCGAACCGGAACCACACGAAUGCUUCAAACUCCCAAAUUAGAACCAUACGAAUACUGCAAACAGGCGAACAGGAAAAACCAUACGAACAGUUUACUCUCCUGGCAAUCGAUCUGAAGCAGCAUACAGUAAAUCCCCCAAGAACGAGACAAGGCUCCUUGUUGAGGGUCAAGCAGUGAUCUGAUUUAAUGGGGCUACCUGUCCGGUAUUUAUGCAGGUCCCUAGGGGACCAGAUGGAAGACUGGGACACAAAUGGUAAAAUGACCAAUCACAGGCAUACAGGAUUAAAACACUCCCAUAGUACAUUACAAUCCCUCCCCUCUAUCCUGGAGAUAAAUGGGAAGUAAUCCAAUUAUCUCCAAGGACAGAGGCAAAAUUCCAUUAACCACAUGGCAGUAAAAAGACAUAAAAAUAUAUAACUGUGCAGCCAUUGCAUAAAACAGGUACAUUCAACCUAUCCCUGGAUAGCUUAUAUCUGAGCGCACAUUAUUACCGAAUGGCGCUCAGAUCACAUACAUACAGUUCAAUCGCCAUGGAGCCAAAGUCUUUCACAUAGUCUUUCGGUAUACGAAUAGGCUCCAUGGCAUAGCUAUCUGGGGUAACACUGUUCAGACAUUAAAAUACCGAAUAGACCGGCGUUCGGCUCAACUACUGAAGGUAGGAGAAGGGAGGUCGGCGGGUCAGUGGUGUUCGUGUGUUUAACUGUCCUUUUUGAGUUCCACAGGUUUGGAGCUGAACACCACUGGCCAUUCGGGAGUUUUAGAUGGCCGCUGCCACGUGUUCGGCUAUACAAACAGCUGCCACCCAGCGUUCAUCCAUUAAGCUGCGGUUAACCGCAGCUUAUGGGAGGUAAAUCACUGGCACACUCCUUAGGUGGUCCGUUCAUUCGUGAGUUGGUUUGGUAGAUUCAAUCUACCGAACACCCAGGCAGAAAGGCACGAACAAGCCUUUCUGCAGGGGAAAAUACAAGCUUUUAACAUGGGGCCAUAGUCCAGAGGCAGCAGGCGAGCAUCCAGGCUUUUCCAGAACAUAGUGGCGAGGUUGGUUCCGCCACACUUGGCAUUGUGCCACUUCAUCUCCCCUAUGAAGAUGAAAAAGGGAGAUUGUUCCUUUCAAAUGACAAAUAAUUCUAUGAAACUGUGCCAAUUUUUUUUUUUUUAUUCCCCAAUUUGCUCUCCCUUGUUUUUGCACUGCAGCUACUGUGUAAAUGCGGUGAUUUAUUCCUGGAGCUGCAUUCCCACCAAGUAAUUUGGAAAUGUCCCUUUAUCCUUUGUUUUUGUUUAAUUUGUUCAUUGCCAUGUAGAGUUUGUGAAAAACUAAAGUAAUUUUCAGAAAAAGGGCUUCCAAAAUGACCCUGUUAAGGAGGGACAGUUCCUAUUUUUUGCCCAACUCUCUCUGUCCCGCUUUUCUAUCCUAAGGCCCCUCUUUUCCAGAAGCUGCAUUAUAUUGGACUAAAAAUAGAUGUGUAAAUACACCCCCUAUGUGUCCUCAAAACUAAAACUGAUAACACUUGCUGGAUGGGCUACCCACUACUCCUCCUUUAUAGCUCAAAAGCUAACAUAAAUCCAAAAAAUAGUUUCUUUAUAUCACUCACUGGGAAGCAAUCCCCUCUUCUCUCUACAUCAGGAAGCUGAGUUCCCUUUUCCCAUAUGAGGAUACUCUCAUUCAUUUUCACAUGUAGGUAUACUCUUUUUCUCCUUUUCCCAUAUGGGUAUACUCUUUUUUUCCUUUUCCCAUAUGGGUGUAUUCUUUUUCCUUUUCCCAUAUAGGUAUAAUCUUUUUUCCUUUUCCUAUAUGUGUAUACUCUUUUUUUCCCCUUUUCCCAUAUGGGUAUACUCUUUUUUUCCUUUUUCCAUAUGGGUAUACUCUCAAUCCUUUUCACAUAUAGGUAUACUCCCUUUUUCCUUUUCCCUUUUGGGUAUACUUUUUUUUCCUUUUCCCAUGUUGGGAGGCUCUCUUCCCUUUUCCCAUAUGGGUAUACUCUCUUUCCUUUUCCCAUGUUGGGAUGCUCUCUUCCCUUUUCCCAUAUUAGAAAACCCUUUUUCUUUUUCACAUAUGGGGAUAUCUUCUUCCCUUUUCCUAUAUGGGGAUACACUCUUCCUUGCACAUAUAAGGGAAUGCCUUAUUUCCUUUUCCCAUAUGGGGAUACUCUCUUCCCUUUUCCUACAUGGUGAUACUCUUUUCCCUGCACCCAUAAUGGAAUGCCCCUUUUUUCCAUUAGGGGAUGUUCUUUUCCUUUUCCCAUACCGAGGAGAGUAUUGUUUAGCUAAACAUUUGUAAAGUGUGGAUUAUACUGUUGUUGUGACCAUAUUUUUGUUUGUAUGUUUUCUUAUUUUUAUACUGGCAUUCUAUGAAAGUUGCACUAUAAAGAGCCUAAUUUUAAGCAAUUUAAAUAUAAUAAAUGUAAAAGAGCAGUCUAUAUUUGUGUCAAGUCCUAAUAUGAACAGGUGAGAAAUGAAUUUACAUUUGAAAUGAACAAUGGAUACUAUGAAUCACCAAGUCAGACUAUGCAUCGCUGCUCCCCCUAAUAACUGUGUGUGUAGAGUUUGGACUCCAGUAACCUUUCUAUCUACCAAGUACUGAGAUUAUGUUGUAAACAAGUGCUUGGAACAUUGCUAUAUUGCCUAGAGAAAUGUAUAAAUUAAGUUGAAUGAAAGUGUUGAUUAUGUUCACAUUAUGCUUUCAUGGACCUGCUCACUUCUGAAAUACAAUCUUCUUUAGUAAGAGAGGUUAGGAUUCUCUUUCUCUUUUAUUUCCUGGACAUUUAUACAUAUAUACCUUUUGUCCACAUCUUUAGAAUCUAGAUGGAGUUACGGUAGGGAUAUCCUAUAACAAGAAUCAUUUAGGAUUAAUUGUAGUCAUAGUAAGUGGCAACAAUGUGCAAUGUUCUACAGAAAGGUCAGCCAGUUGUUAUGACAGUCAUGUCCAAAAUUCGGCCCGCGAGCCAAUUGUGGCCCGCGUUCCAGUUUAAUACGGCUUCACAGGUAAUUUGGCUAAUCUAGCGCCCCUCAGGAUCCCUGGAUCUUUGAACGCCGCUGUCCUGAGCAGCGCGCUAGGAUUCACUGGGGGCCAAGAGAUCGCGAAAACGCAGACAGACAUGCAGUCACUGCUCGUCCUCCGUUUGUGUUCUCACGAUCUCUUGGACGUCGCGGGAUCUCUUGGACGUCGACGUCGCGGGAUUUGGUUCCUUCUCCCUGGAGGGACAGAAUGAAGAGGGACAGAAUGAAGAGGGGACAGAAUGAAGAGAUGAAAUGAAAGUAUGCCGUUUGCAAUAAACUUUGCAUAAAAUAGUUAAUUUGCAUUUAAUUUUAGUGGUUCAAAGAAUGUCAGGCAAAACGAUCGGCCCUCAUGCAUGUUCACUUAAUCAAAUCUGGCCCUUUUUGAAAAAAAGUUUUGUCCACCAUGUGUAAGAAGUUUUGUUGUUUUGUCGAGUUAAUAAAUAGUAUUUAUGAAGAUAUGACAUUGUACAGUGCUAUGGAAUUUGCUGACGCUAUAUAAAUAAUAUAAUAAUAAUAUGAGGAGACUUUUUAGAAAUGUUGAAUUAGCUUACGGUAGAGAAGUGUUUUAGAGGGGGAAAUUAUAAAAUUAUAUAAGUUGUAUGAGAAUUGUCUAGGUUUCAUGAACACUGCAAAUAAGUGUGUCAAACUAAAUUGCUAUCGAAGUUUGGCUGAAAAUGAUAUAGUGUUAAAGAUUAUUUCAUAUAUGCAAAAAUGCAUUACACUUGAUUUUUCACUCAUGAAGUUCUCAUGACUCCUGAUGGGAGGUCUCUUAAUUCUCUAAAUUCUACAGACCUCUGUAAAACCUUUGGAUUGUAAAUGUUUCAAUUGCUUGUUUAAAGAAAGUCAAAUAUUUUAGAUUAGAAGUGUUUUUUGUCUUCUUCAGAAUAAAGUUGGUUACAGGGUGUGGCAGCCACACUUAAUUUCUAAAAUUUUGCUUCUUAUUUCACAAGAGUUUCAGGAUAAAAUUCAUAUUGAUGGAGCCACGUCCAUCGUCACGUACCUUUGGAAAAAAGGAUUUAAAGAAUCAAGGCUAUUGCACUGGCUGUUUUUUACAUAGAACCACCUUUGUAAAUCCGUUCCAUGUCUUUGACAAUGGAUAGCACCGAAUGCUCUGCGGUCUGGCCUUAAAUGACGUAAGGUCUCAAUGCAAUGCAUUAUGUCCAUUAACUAAUUUGGCACAGCCGACAAAAGUUUGGGCUAUAAACACACAGAAUAGACUGUCUUCCAAACUUAUUACAUAACACAAAAGUAUAUGCAUUUGAGUAUAGGGGGAGAUUUUUUUACCCAUAUUGGUACUCUCACUGCAAAUCCAGCAAAAAAUGUUAUGCAUGUAUUAAUUCAACCCCCCGUUACAAAUUCACAUUUACCAUACUGACUUGGACACAGAGUGAACCCAUACAGGAAAUCAGUUCUGCUAUUAAAGCCCCAAUUUUAUGGCCACUUUCCAUUUUGCCAAUAUCACAAGACAACCAUUUAUACAAGUAAAAAAAUAAAUAUAUAUAUUAUUAUUUUAGAGCCUAGAAAUAGCCCUUUCAGUGUUAUACCUGACAAUACUAUCAGCCACUUCACUGAUGUAUACAAAUGUUUCUGUUAAAAUGAAAUGUUAUGGGAGUGAAGAUUUUGAGACAGUCAGCUUUAAUGCGUUAGGAUUAAGACUAACUUCAGUGGGAGCCAAAAACCUGCUUUUCUAGUUUUUAUUGGGCGUAAAUAGUACUUUGUUUAAGGGAAAUUUACACUAUUUGAUGCUGUUUUCUUUGAAUUGAAUUUUUAGACCUAUUUUCGAGGCUUGCUUAGAUCCAUGAUCACUUCAUUUAAAAUUAUCUUAAUUGUUCUUUCUGUAAUAUCUAAUGGAAUCCCCUUAACUGUCCGAAUUUACAGAAUAAGCGACCAUUGAGACCACCUACAGGUACUGCGUGGACUUUAGGACAUUUUCAUUUUUAGCUAUGAAUAUGUUUUAUCUAGACAUUUCAUUGAUAUUUCAUUUUUAUUAUAGGUAGAUCAAAAAACAUCAUGUCCACCAGUUUUUUUUCCAUGAACGCUGCGUGACAAUAUAAAAACUAAUUAAAUAAGAAGUGCAAGUUGAGGCAAAACAUUUAGUGCAUUUUUUUUUCUAAUUCUCAAUAAAAAAACUCAAGAAAAAUGUAUAUAGUCCUCUUUUGUAAAGUGCAUCUAAAAUAAUAGUAAUAAUAUAAUACAAUGUUACCAGAAUAUAUAGUCUGCAGCUUUCUAGAGUAAUUUCUGCAAUAUGAGUUUGGCAGAUAACUAGUUUAGUGACUUAUUAACCACUUAUUAACACAACACACCUCCUGCAAAUGAAUGAGGCAGAUUUGAAUGCAUGAGCAGUUGGUGCGUGUGAAUGCUGUAUGAAUAGCUGUGCUGCUAAUAAUGGAAGUGGGUAGGAGGGUGUAGUCUAGGCCAUGCAAUGAAAAUAAAAAUCCAGAAAAGUUUAAACCCUCCCUAUCCUGGUCUUCCCCUCUCCUCCGAAACUUAAAAAAAAAAAAGCCUAACCUAAAGCUAAAACGUACAUCUGUUCCAGAGCCAAGGCCACAGUCUCCCUAGAGCCUGAUCAUUCCCUACUGACAUCAAUCUUCCACACUGCUAAGGGAGGAGUGAAGGUGAGAACGGUCUGAGGGCAGGACACUGAAGUGGUCAUGGUGCAUGGAGUGUUCCUAUACGUUUUGAGGGACUGCUGGCGCUAUAACCAGCACCAUAUCCUGUCCGAGUGUCCCUCAAGCCAGUCAAUUUUGGUCCCUAUCGAUUAGGGAAGAAUUCUUCUUUUCCAUCAAUAUCUCAUGCUUUUCUUUAAAUUGGACCUUCUACCAGUCCUUUUUUUUAUUUUUUUCCCUCUGUUGUUAAUUUACUAUAGUUAUUCGUACAGAAUAAUUGAAUCUAAGAUGAGGUAAAUGAAAAAACUUACCUCUGCUGCACAGUCUGGGAAAUGGCACCUACAAUAUUAUCCUGUUUUCGUUCCCAUUAUCCUCUAUGCACACUUGAGAGCCAUGAGGGGGGUUAUUAUAUUUAUUUAAUUAUUCACCUUUAUUGUUGCAAUCGUAUACAAGCAAAAUGAGUUUUCAGACAUAGAACGUGAGUAUGUGACUGUGUCAGAGGGACACUUUAGGAUGUGUAAAUUACAGGGGUGUAUUUUUUUGUAUGUGGUUUGAUAUUUGAUCACAGAUGUCCCAAUUUUCUUUUCUUUUUCUUUUUAAUCUAAAAAAAGAAUACUUCCUCCCCCGCACCUGUUAAACAGUGAGUGAAAUAGCGACAAUCGAGAAUCACGGUGGCUUUAGCAGUGAUAAAUCAUAUAUUCUUAUUCAUUGAAUAAUGAAAUGCCAUCUUCAAAAACAAACCUGGCAUGACAGAAGAAUGGAUAAACCGUAAAGUGUAAACGUAAUGUAGAAAAUAUUGAAUUUAGUUCAUUUUAACAUUAGCAAUAGGUGCACAACAUAAGAGCUAUUACAGCAGUCCGACUUGGAAUAAAUACUUACAUAAAAUUCGAUUAGACCUGAGCUUUGAAUUUAUUUAAAAUCUGCCGUGGGCUGGUAAAAUAGGAGAGAUUUAUGUGUUAAUGCUUACAUACAGAAGUCUCCACCUUUGUACUCUACAAUCUUAACUGUGAGCCAAGUAGCAGUCAUAUCCCUGUAGUUUAUUACCACGUGUUCACAGUUUGCUCAGAUCUGCUAACAGCAAACAUGCACUUUUGAACAUGUACAUGCCAAGCUUAACUGUGUGUUCUACAUAAAAGCAGGAAGUGACAGUGUGUAUAAUGUAGCCAGCAGUAAUGUGAACCUAGGAAUUAUAUUUCCAAACAAAAUAAACCUUUCCUUUUUGUUUCUCUGUUGUGCUUGUUUUGGCUAAUCUUUAAAAAAAAGAAAGAAAGAAACAAAAAGAGACCAAGAGGGAAUUAAACCACGCAUGCCAAAUCGUUUACUAGUUGUUUUUAUAGAGCCAUAAAAAUUUUCUUUUUUUUUUUUCUUUUUGAACCUCACAGUUCAAGCAGUGGAAACAAAUAAACAGAGCACAUGACACUGGUUUCAUAAUACAGACAUUUCUUCUUAACUGAAUUAUGUAAUGUGCACUCUGAUUUUGAAGGUGAACAUUGUGCUGGCAGUGUGUCAUUCAAUGUGAACAAAGCAGGUGCUGAUAUAAUUAGUAGAGCAGUCAGCCAUGUUUGCAUGUUUCUGAUAUGUUCAUUGAGUAACUAAAACUAAUCUGUAUCUAUUUAUUUUAAUUAAAGGUUCAGACUUCACGAGGAAAGAAUUAUUAAAGAUAGACGAUACCAUCUGAAGACUUAUCCAAAUUGUUUUGUGGCCAGGGAAGUACUUAAUUGGCUCAUCGACCGCAAAGAGGCCUCCGACAGAGAGAUUGCAAUGAAACUUAUGCAAAAACUGAUUGAUACGAGCAUCAUUCAUCAUGGUGAGUCAACAUCUUGGUUGAAGAAGCGUCCGUUUGGAAAAGGGGCGGCUUACAGGUUACAGGCCAAUGGCUACUAAAACUGUAGUAUCGGUGUUCAAUAUCAGACAUGAGAUCAUUUGUAACACCUUCCUUCAGUAAUUUACACUUUGGGUUGAGUUGAUGGGUAUUCAGAUAGUGACCCCAAAAUCUAUUGUUUGGACUCUGUACUGCAGCACAUUAAGGCCUCAAUUUAAUAUUGCUGGACAGGCUUUUUAACAAAUGAUUUAAUAGAUUUUUAAAUGAUUAAAUUAUUUUUCAAAUAUUAACAUAUAAAAUAUAUAUAUAUAAAUAUAUCAAUAUAUCGUAAAUUAUCAACAUGUUAUAAAAUUAAAAUAUUUUCAUAAUAUUACAUAAUUUUGAAAGUUUAUCCAAAAAUAUUAAAUCAGUUUAAAAGCUCACCCAAAAAUAUUAAAUCGAGGCCUAAGUUUGAAGUAAUAUGGUCUUAAAUCGGAGUUGUAAAAUGCUUUUAUUUGGCAAUGGAAAAUGAUAGUGUCAAACUUGACCAUCCGUGUCUCCCCAAAAUUUGAGCAGGAUUGGGUGUCUCCUUAUUGACCUGAUAUUAUUACGCUACAAACCUCCUAAUCCUUAUAGACUGGUAUGUCACAUGUUUCUGCCCACACUAGGUUGCCCUAACUCAACCACGAGAGAAUUUUGAAAUCAACUCUGUGUUUCUUCCUGUUCUAGUGGUUAAUGAAACGGAGGAAUUUAAAGAUGGCAAGGGUUUUUACCGCUUCAGAAAGGAUGAUGGGACGUUUCCUCUGGAUCAGGAAGUAAAGGUUUUCAUGCGAGGACAGCGCAUAUAUGAAAAGUAUGUUAUAUCCUGCAUCCUUUUUAAAAAUAAAUAAAUAAUAAUUUAAGAAUCCCUGUGAAAAUGCUAAAUAAUUAUCUUGUUCUGAAGUUAUGUAAGUACAGGAAAUGCAUAGUUCCUAAUCGUCUAAGACCAUAGUUGGAAUUAAUGUAUCCAAACAAUAGAGAGGCUGAGGGAAAUGUAUUCUCAAAACCUUAUUGUUAAAUUAACAAUAAAUAUAAACUAUUUAAUAAACAAUUAUGUAUCAGCCCUAUCAGUUUUGCAGCUUCUGUACCCGACAUCAUGUGUCACACUGCAUCCAAAAAUAUAAAAAUUUGUAGGAAUGGAUACAAUACAACAAGUUAUGUGUAAAGGGAAUACCAUUAGACUAAAUACAAUUGAUCCCUGGAUGGUAGUACGUUAGUAGCAUUCAUAAUACACUUUAAAAAAAAAAAAAAUAAUGACAAUUCCUUUACACUAUAUGUCAAGGAGGGCUGGUAGUGUUUUAUUACUCUGGUGAACUUUGUCAAACUUUUGCACUCCUUAGUGACAAAAUAAGGUUUCUUGAUUAGUAUGUAACUACAAGGCAGCUAUUAGCUAGGCCCUGCUAGUUAUAAGAUAAGUGAACUUGGUUAAAACCCACAUCUGAGGAUGUCUCGCUUUCAUGCACUUUUCACCUAAUUUAUAAUCUUAGUCAAACACCUAUGGCACCAGAAAGACCAUGCUAGGGGUAACUUGGCAUUAAAGGAAUACUCCAAGCACCAUAACUACUUUAGCCCACUGUAGUUAUUAUAUUAUCAGGAGUGCCCGGCACUAUUCCAUGGGAAGUAGUCAUACCACCUUAGUACAGUAUGUCAUUUACCUGGGUUCCUUGGGCACCUGUGCUGCAUCUAAUCAUCUCCUGAUGGAAAAGCCAGACGUCUAUAUAAAAAAAGCACAGCUGAUCCUGGACCAUACACACUGGCUGAGAGCACUCACACAGUCAGUGCAGUCCUGCAUGGCUUUGCUUAUGUCUGGAUAACAGGUGGAAAUCAGCCAGGUUGCCAAAACUAAAACAGAUGACUGAAGUGGUUAUGGUACUUGGAGUGUUCCUUUAAUAUGCGUCUUACUGGACAUUUAUCUUCAUGAACUUGCUGUUUUUUGUUGGGUGUUUCUUGCCUUACAGUAAUAAUAACAAAAAAAAAAGAAAAAAUGUUCUACAGCUCCAAACCUUAUUGUGUUAUUUUUAAUAACUAAACCCAGAUUGCCAGACAUUGUUCAGAGCUUUUACAGAACAAUUAAUGACUGUAGGGCUUAACUGAAAAUAUCUCCGGGAUGUAUUUUUUUUUUCUGUACAAGUAAAUAAAGGAGAAGGAUCCGAUCUCCCCCUAAUCUAAAUAAGUUUGUCACAUUCUAUUGGUGGAAGAAAGAUGUUGAGAAGCGGCUAGUCACAAUAUGCUUUGGUUCUGGGAGAUAUGUCUUAUUUCUUCAAGCCAGGAUCACAUAAUGCUUCUUUUUUGUGUGUUACAACUACUUGGUUAGCUAUUUUGAGGAGUUUAAUGCCUUAAUAAACUGAUUUAUAAUCUAAGAAUAAGACUUUCUUAGCUAACGGGUUAAUGUUUGGCAGUUUAUAUGAUGCAUCGGAAGAGGAGACCCCAUAGGAAAUAUGGUUUUGUUUUUAAAAAGACAAAAAUAAUGAAGUACGUGGUCAUGUGUUGGUAUAGGACUAGACGUACGAAUGAUAAAAGCACAGAAAGCACUUUUUACGAGCUGUUCUUGGUUCUGGAAAGGAGUCCUCCAUUUAUUUUUUCGGACAUUGAAAGUAAAUUAUUACCAGGGUUUUUAAAUUCAGAACAUGACAGGUCAAGCUGUUAAGAAACAAAAAUCAAUCAGUUUGCCCAGGCUUAUAGCGAAUAAUCAAGUCCCAUGGGAACCUUUCCACAUGCAGUAACAACGGUGCAUUACUCUGGCUAGCAACGUGUGACGCAUGGAUGGACAAAGAAUGAGCCUAAUUUUAUCCAAUUUUCUUUGACGUCAGCCUUAUAUGACAUAGGAAAGUGAAGCUACAGAAAACCACACAGUUUAAUUGCAAAGAAAACAUGUACUCUUCGAGUAUAUUGACUUUAUUUUCUCUCAUUCUCAACAAAUAAAACAAACUGUUCCACAAUGCUUUCUUUGUUUGAAGUCAUCUGGUUUGCUCCUAAAUGAAUUUGUUUUGUUUUCUUCUGGUCUGUUUCACUUUGCCUUGUCCUAUCUGCUUUUUUUACAUUUCUUUUUAGCUCUGUUCCGUGUGAUGUUUCUUUGUGUGUGUUUUUUUUGUUUUGUCAUUGUUGUUUUUUUUUCUUCCUGAAAAAAGCUUCUUUGAGUCUUAUUUGCUGACCUAUUUACUGCCUUCAUAUUAACCACUAGAUCUCUCUUACCCUGAUCUGUAUACGAGGCCUGCCCCUCAUCAUUUGAUUAUUAUUAUUUUAUUAAUUAUAUAGCGCCAUCAGAUUCUGUAGCGCUGUACAAUUUGAUGUUCUCCUCUGUGAUUUCUACCAAAGUGUUCCUCUAUAAUGACAAAUUAACGCUGACAAAUGAUACAAUCCUAGACUUGUAGAAUAUCAGGAAGUAUUACUUUACUGAGAGGGUAGUGGAUGCAUGGAAUAGCCUUCCAGCUGAAGUGGUAGAGGUUAACACAGUAAAGGAGUUUAAGCAUGCGUGGGAUAGGCAUAAGGCUAUCCUAACUAUAAGAUAAGGCCAGGGACUAAUGAAAGUAUUUAGAAAAUUGGGCAGACUAGAUGGGCCGAAUGUUUCUUAUCUGCCGUUACAUUCUAUGUUUCUAUGUACAUCUGGACUUUGGGCACUGGGGUUUUUUUCUCCAGUUUUUAACAAACUGAUCAAAAAUAGUUUGACAAAAAAAAAAAAAAGACAGCAACUGACUUCUAGCACCAUAUCCUGUUACCAUCAGCAACGAAAAGGACUCAAUUACCAGUACAUUGUAGAGAAAAAGGAAACUAAAACAGGAGCUAUUUUUUUUAUUUUUUUUUAAUUAUUAUUCAUUUAAAGAAGUGAGCACUGAAUGGUCAACUGGGCAGUCAGAACAAAUCAAUGUGUAAAUAUUAUACCCACACAAUCUCUAUUUUUUUAAGUGGAACAACAGAGAAAAUGGAAAAAGAUACUUCAUAUAUUGUGUUCUUUGAAAAAGUUAGUGAUACGCAGUUUGUGAAACCUACACCUCUACCUUAGUUCUUUACUGUCAAUAAAGUGAGUUUGAUACUUAUAAUACAGGGAUAAUCCCUACAGUUGGUCUCACAGGUCUUGUGCAAAUCCUCUUGGUUGACCGCCAUGGAGCUUGGCCAAGAAGGGGAGAUGAUGAACAUUGAUCUAUCACAGCUGUUUCUAAAGGCCAGAGAAAAUAUAUACACUGGAAACCUAUCAACUCGCUGCUGUGAAGAUUACUUCCUUAAAGGGGAAUUUUUUCAUUAUACAAUCCUGCAUUUUCAAUAUUUGCAGAAUUGUUUUGCUUGAAGGUUUAUUUGGCUUCUUAUAGUUUAUGCCGGUUAGGAUUUAAAUUGAGAGAUUCUACUUCUGAAAAGUAGAGCAGAUCAAUAAACUAAUUGUUUUCCCUUUGUUUGAGAUUUCUUUUACUCUUUGGCAGUUAUUGGGUAUUUAUAAAUACAGGUCUGUGCACAUUUCCUACAGUUCCAACUCCUCCAACCUGGCCUCUAUGCAGUGCCUCAUACAAUGCAGCAGUUACAAUUUUGCAUUAUUUAUACAAAACCAUGCAACCUUGGAAGUACUGAUAAUGAAAACUGAUAAUUCUAAUAUCGAGUACCUGUGUAGCAUGCACAAAUCAUGCAAAUCUGCCCUCCACCUCCCUACCCCAGUGGUAUAAAGGGUUAAAUAACCCUUUAAACAGUUAGCUGCUUCCUCAGUGACCCACGGCUCACCCUCUCUCCCACUCCCCCCAAAUUCAUAUGCAGGACCUAAUGCCCGUUGACUGCUGCCCGUGCAUAAAGCUGGAUUAAGCUGUGCAUUGAUUCAAUGCUUUCCUAUGGGGAUUCUGAGAAGGCUGGAUGUCCUCGUGCACAGGGUGAGGACGUCCAGCGUCGUUUUAUGGAGUCAAACUCUGUGAAACUGCAGGAAAAACUAGAGGUAGUCUUAAGCCUGCAAUGCAAAUAUGUGUAAAAAGUGAUCUAGGUGCCUAUAGUGUCCCUAUAUAUUUUUUUAAUGCUAUGAUUUUUUUAAAUCUGCUUUUAGGGUAAUGAACACUGAAAACGCACUGCUGCAAGCGAGAGAAGAGGAUGGUACUAAGUACGAGCGCACUUUUGUUGCUUCUCAGUUUGUUGACUGGUUGAUGCUGGAGCAAGAGGCCAAGUCAAGAACUGAAGCAGUGCAGCUGUGUCGCCGGCUGUUGGAGCACGCAGUAAUCCAGCAUGGUGAGUCUAAUCCAUUCCUUCCUUGAGAUGUGGAAUCUGUUCUAGACUCUCUUUGUGAGAUAAACACUAAUACCAUUCCUAACACUGUAUAGUAAAUUGGCAGUCAUAUCUAGGAACUUGGAUGGGAGUCUUUUUCAUGGUCCUUUCACUUCACACGGGCAUGGAAAGAGAGAACGUUUGAAAUUAGGGAUAUGUUUUCAAAGAGUGGGCAGAGCUAAAUAUCACUUUCUCUUGCCGGGGAAUAAUGCACUUUCCCAGAAACUGAGCAAUGAUUUUUUUUCCUGGACUAAUCUAGAAAAACAGAGCAGAAAUACUUUCUAUAGACAGGACCACCAUUGAGGGUAUUUAAGAUUAGGACUGGCAGCCAUGGGACUCUGAACACAUCCUAUUCACAUGUUUCAUGUUCCCUCUGUUACCUCCCACAGCAGGAAGCAUGCAUACUGGCAUUAGAGCUGGGGUUGCACAUGUCAGCUGAUGUGAUUGCACAUGAUGUGGGACAAGAAUAGUGGAGAAACUAACACGAACAAGAGAAUGCUUGUUAUGCCACAGACUAUGCUAGCUUCAGGAGUACACAUGGAUUCACAUAUUGUGGAGAUAAUUAGCUGCCGGAAAAAGACUGAAUGGUCAACUGGGCAGUCAGGAGUUUAGUUUGCACCGAGCCGUGCAACUUCAAUUGCUGGGUCAUUUUUAUUAAAGUAUUUUUUUGACACUGCCCAUCUUGUUCCCUUCACUAUAUCUUUUAUAUUACAUGAUUUGUUAGAGUUAAAGGGUUACUCCAACCACCAUAACCACUUCUGCAUAUUGUGGUAGGAGUCUGGAUUUGUCUCCAGUGUUAGAAUUCGUGUAGGACCCACUGGUAUUGGGGUACUGUGGCAUAGUGCUGGGCUUAACACUAUAUGAUAAUAUGGUGUAACACCAGGAAUACAAAGCAGUAUUCCUAGCUGGAUCGGAUACUCCUAAUUACGCAUUCCCUAUAAGAAAGCAUUGCAUCAAUUCUUUCCUAAAUGGGUUUUCAACAUGAUGUGUCUUUUCCCGGAGUCAAACUCUGCAACUGCAGCUCUAAUGGAUGCCUGGUAGAGUGUGUAUAUGUCCCCUCUCUCAGUCCCUGCUUUAAUUUAAGUCCUUUAUGUCAAUGGCAGGGCCGUCUUUACCGCGGGGCAAACGGGGCAGCUGCCCCAGGCCCAGUUACUCUUGGGGGCCCGAAGCAGCUGCACCGUGGGCCCCGCUGACCUCAAGCAUUUUUCCCAACUGCCGGUGCAGCCACGCACCCGGUGGGCUUCUGUCAGCAGGGGCCCGGUCUUGCGCUCUGGCGCUUUAAGAGCGCGACCAGGCCCUCUUGCUUUUCGGCAGCCGGCUAGGAGGAAGUGACGGCUGCACGUCACUUCCUCCCAUAGAGAGAGGAGCGCGCGGGAGGAGGAAGAGGCAGAGCGGUGGGGGUCUGGGCCGAGCUAGCCAGACCCCAACUCCCAGCAGCUUCAGCCACUGGUAGGAAAGUCACCCUCCAACGUAGAAAGGGUGGGUUUAAUAGUGUAAAUUUUGCAUGUGUAUCUGUGAAUGUGUCAGUAUGUCUGUCAGUGUGUGUGUGUGUUAGUAUAUCUGUCAGUGUAUGUGUCAGUAUAUCUGUCAGUGCAUGUGUCAGUAUGUCUGUCAGUGCGUGUGUGUGUCAGUAUGCCUGUGUGUGUGUCUGUGAAUGUGUGUCAAUAUGUCUGUCAGUAUAUGUGUGUGUGUGUCAGCAUGUCUGUUAGUGUAUGUGUCUCUGUGUGUCCAUAUGUAUGUCAGUGUGUGCAUGUCUGUAUGUCGGUGUGUGCAUGUCUGUAUCAGUUUGACUCUUUGUGUCUGUAUGUCGGUGUGUGUGUUGGUGAAUGUGUCAGCAUGUCUGUCAGUGUGUCAGUAUGUCUGUGUGUGUCUCAGUAUAUAUCUGUCUGUCUAUGUGUCAGUAUGUCUGUCAGUUUAUGUGUCUGUGUAAGUAUGUCUAUCAGUGUAUGUUUGUGUGUCAGUUUGUCUGUAUAUCUGUGUGUGUAUCUAUAUGUUGUCAUUUUUUGUAUCUGUGUGUUUGUCAGUGUGUAUAUAUGUGUGUGUAUCUGCAAGUGUGUCAGGUGUGUAUAUGUGUGUCUGUGUAACUGCAUGUGUGUCAGUGUUUGUAUCUUUGUGUAUGUCAGGAUGUGUAUCGGUGUGUCUGUAUGUGUGUCAGUGUGUAUCUGUAUGUUGUCUUUGUGUGUUUCAGUGUAUCUGUAUGUUAUGUUAUUAGUAUGUGUGUCAGGGUGUGUAUUUGUGUGUCAGGUUGUGUGCAUAUCUACCUGUGUGUUUGUGUGUGUAUAUGUGCAUACAUCUCAACAUUCACACGCUAACACUACACACAAAUACACCCCUGCAUUCAAGCUUCAGCACAACAUACAAAUACACGUCUGUGUUAAACACCAACAUUAUAUGUAUACACACCCCUGCAUUCAAAAACCAACACUACACAUAAAUACAUGCUUACAUUCAAACGCCAAUGCCACAUACAAACAUAUUCCAUACAAAAACCUGUUUACAUUGAAACACACAAAAACAGCUUAGUGCUAAAUACAAACCUGCAAAUAUGGAUAAAUGGUAGAGCCCCAGCUGUCAAGGCAUUGCUGGAGUUGCACAACAGAUGGGGAUCUACCUUUUAAACAUCCUUGCAAUAGGGAGGCCCAAAAAAAAUAUUCUUGCACCUCUCUACUUUAGGUAGCCACUGCGUUAAGGGUGAUAACGUGUUUGCACGCCUGGGGAGGGUGUACAUGGUCCAGGGGGCCCAAGCAAAUGUUUUGCCCAGGGUCCAAUCAAUAUUAAAGACGGCCCUGGUCAACGGUCCAAUCAAAUGCUUCCUUCUGAUUAGAUUAUGGAGAGGGAAGGGGUGAUAGAGUCAGGCGACAGAUGGGGCAUGAAAGACCCUUGUCCAGCACUGAAUUCCAGGUAAAUUUUAAUCUAAAUUUUUAUUUAUUUAUUUAUUUUAUAAUGUGAGACUAAAGUAAUAUAUCCAAUUACAUAAUUUGAGAGAAUGCCAUUUUAAUAUGCCAUAUAUAGAGAUUACAUACAGCACAUGGUGGGGGUACUUCUCUGAGUGCAGCAUUGUAAUGCAGUCUGUACAGGUUUAAUGUUUGCAGUUUGGGGUACCUGUAUAGUAGAACACUGCUUUGUGUUAAAUUGUACACAGCAACUCAAACUUUAAAGGUCCGUCAUCCCUUUAACUGUCCAGAGUACUCCCCUUCAGAGCCUGCUCAUUUAGCACUUAAAAGAAAAUGAUGGAAUGUUGAGGAAAAUGUUGAGGAAAUGUUUCUGACAUUAAUGUUAAAUAUUUUAGAGGAUGAUUUAAAUAAGUAAUGUUAAAAAUAUUACAGGCUAGUUUGAAUAUGUUCUUGAACAGCAACCGUAUUAAUAGUUAAUAUUUAGUAAAACCUAGAACACAAAUAAUUAGCUUUUUGAUCUACUGGGGCAAUUAUCCUAUAUCUGCUAUUUUCAGACCGUGCCACGCUGUCAGACAUCUAAUAUAUAUUUAAGAGUGAGUUAACAUUCAUUCUAAACCAACAUUUCGUGACAGAAGAAACAUUGUAGUUGAGUUGCAUAUUGAAGUGUGUAAUCUCACAACGUACAAUGAUGAGUGACAAAUGCUUUUUGUACGGUUUCACGUUUCUGAUUUGUUUGUGUAUGUUUUAUUCAAGCUAGCAGAUCAUAUUAUAUAGUAUAGCUGUAAUUUACAAUAUUAUACAAGUGUUUAGUUAAAAAACAAUCAGGCUUUCUACGACACUGCUUGGAAAGGACUGUAACACCUUCCCAUUCCUCUGCGGUGUUAUAAUGAGUAGAGUAACAUCAUGCUUUAAUAGCGAGUGUGGGGGGGAUAACUCACUUACAGGGCUAGUAAGGGAAGUGAGAAUUAUGGGGGGAAUUCAAAACUGAAUUUUUAAAAAUAAGGCCAAAGUACCUGAACUAGAAUUAUAGAUGACUUGAAGAAUUUGUCCAGUUUUGCUAAUUUGACCAUGAAUUUGCAAUUCACCGUGUUUGUGUGCUUGUGUGCGCACGCAUGUGCGUGCGUGCGUGUGUGUUAUUAGCAAUACUCAGACAACAAACAAGUUUUCGUUCUAUCUUAGUUUUAUUAUAAUUUAUAUGAGGUCCAUUCCAGCUGCCUUACCAAGGGAAGGGCCCCGUCCCUUCAGUCCAGCAUUAUGGAGUGCAUCCAAUAGCAGCCGUUCUUUUGUGAGUUCGAAGCACAGCUCACCCGCACUGUAAUGUCACAACAUAUGCAAGCUGUUCUGUUUAGAAAACAAACACAGCUACCUGCAGCUGAGCUCCUUGAAAUGGGGCUAAAACUGAAAGCCACCAGCUUUGCAUGUCUAAACCCGAUGCCUAUUUACUUUGAGCAAGGAGAAAAUAAACUCAUACAUGUGUACCCAACGUAAAUACCAGGCUGGUGUCUUGCUUGGAGCACUUACUUUGGUGUGUUCCCCUUCAAUUUGCACAUGAACGUUCAUGUUCUGACAUGUUUUGGUUUGAUGGGAUAUACGUUCCCUGGCUGUACCCACGGUGUGUGGCUACCAUUGUUAAUUUUACCCCUCUUUCUUAACUGAGCAUAAUAUGGAGGAUAAUUGGAAUACCAGCAGAUGUAAUAUUUACUGUUGUGCAUUACCUAAGAGUUUAUUCACUAAACAUUGAAAGGCAAUUGGCAAAAUCUAGACUAAAAUAACCAAACUGUUUAUAGAAAAUAAAAAUACACAUAUUUAGUUAUAAUGACCUGUGACCAGCGCUGCGGCAUAUACUGGGCCCCUGUUCUGCUUAAAUGUUUCCCGGUUGGGGUGGAUCCAGAAACUAAUCUCGGGAGGGGCACUGGUAGAUUAUUUAAAGAAACAAUCCAGACACAAUACCCACUAUUAUUAUUAUUAUUAUCGCCAUUUAUAUAGCUCCAACAGAUUCCGUAGCGCUUUACCAUGCUGUAGUGGUUAUGGUGCCAGGAGUGCCGUGGUGUCCUCCCAGGGUAAGUAUUAAGAACAGUUUGACAACUUGCCUGGGGUCUGCCUUCAUAGGGGCUGUAGUAGGGGAUAGGGGCAGUAGUGUGUUUGUGUGUGAGGGGUACAAUGUGUGGGGUGAAGUGUAUGUGUGUGUUGGUGGGGAGUGUGUGUGUGGGGCAGUGUCUACAUUAGGACUACAGUGUGUGUGGGGAGGGGCUUUGUGUGCUUGAGAGGUACAGUGUUUGUAUGGAGGGGCAGGGUGUGUGAAAGGGGGGAGUUGUUGUAUGUAUGUAUGUGGGGAUAUGAGUUUAGAUUAAUAAAUCUAUAUACUUUUUUUUAAUAAAAUAAAAUAAUCUUCAUAUCCCCCCCCACCCUUCUAACCUUUGACUGGGAGGAGGACAGUACUAAUCCCUGGUGGUCUGGUGGAGAAUCCCUGGUGGUCAAAGUGGUGAGAGUGAACUCUAGCAGCUCCUGAGGCUAGCGAUCACUCUUACGAGAGUUGGAACGUUACCAUGGUAACCACUGCAACUCUCCAAGCUCGCAAGAGGAGAACCCAGCGGAGCUGCAGGUUUGAGCUCCCCUGGGUCCUCUCUCCCUGGCUGGUGAGGGAGAUCUCUGAUCACCCCUCCGGUCCUGCAGGGUGGGCAUGGGAGAGUGAGGCACGGCAUGGUUAUUUUAUCGGGAACGGGGAGUGGGGGAUCUGGAAACAUUUUGCGGCGCCCACACAGUUUGGAAACCACCGGCUUAACCCAAAAUAGUUAUACUAGAGUGUUGAAAAUAGAAAAAGAGUUCCUCACUUGGAAAUAAUUUCCUACUAGUGUGAUGAAAUAGUAAUUGGACUAAUUCUACUAUAGCUGCCUUGACAACAAUUAAAAAGGAAACAAAAUAUUUACAGUUCAAGAACAAUUGAGUAUCUUAGUGUGUUACAAUUGUGUCUCUAUCAACUGUAUGUGAUACUUUCUGACAGUCUAUAGAAGGGUGGGGAACCUUUUGCCCUCCAGAUGUUUUGGACUACCUCUCCCAUAAUACUUUUAAAGCCAUGAGGAUGGCAAAGCAUCAAGGGAGAUGUAGCCUACAACAUCUGGAGGGCCGAAGGUUCCCCACCCCUGGUCUAUAGAGUUCCCUUUCCUAGGCUUUAUUAUUGAUUGCCUUUAUAGGGAAAUGCCUAUAACAAACUAUCCAUAACAGUAAUUACCUAUGAGCUGCCAACGGAUAACACAUGUUAAACUAUAAGUUUCUUAUUUAAUUAUUUACUAUCCUUGCUGCAAAUAAUGCAUGCUUAAAUGUUAUCAAUCAGAGAAGAAAAGAAAUCUCCAUAUUGCAACGAAACCAGACAAAAGUAAUAGAAGCCAGAUGGAAUUGAUGUAGCUAAGUGGCGCUCCUCUACUCAGUCUGAUACACAUAUAUCAUUAUUUGGCAAUAUGUGGUAAACCUACAUCUCCUAUAAGGUGAUAGCAGACUUAACAGAAUAUGGUUCAAUAACGAGAGGGAAGGUGACAACCAUCAUUUAAGGAAUACACCAUAUUAGAACUAGUCUGUUUAUUACGACUAGCUAUUAUUGCUCUCCCAUGAGAUUGUCUAUCUCCGUAAAGUCCGUAUUCUGGAACUGUCCAAAUACCUUGGUUGAUUUAUUCCAUUCCGAUGUUAAUGUUUGAAUUAAAACACAAUCUCUUCAUUAAAAGAUUUAGUAUAAUUUUAAAUAUCCAUAAUAAAAUGUGAUUCCCCCAUCAGCAGGCAGAUAACUUCUGAAUCUACCUUUACUGAAAUAGCUUUCAGUUUUGUGAAUUUAUUAUUUUCACUAAUGGAUGAUGACGCAUGCUGACAUUGGUAAAUGCGUAUCGAUUGACCAAUUUCCGAUGUUCUGGGUCCUUUUGACCAGUGGAAGGAUAGCUCAUAGAUCAUGGAUUUCGUCUCUCUGUGAGUCCAUCCACCGAGUAGCUGUCUGCUAAUAAUCACUAUAGUGUUCUCUGAAUAAAGUGGUUUUUCAGCUUCCAGAUCACCACAUAACAAAAUCAAUCAAGUCUUUGUGAUGUGUCUAAAUUGCUUUCCUGGAAUAGUGUACUAACUUUUAAUUCUCUGUGUAAACAUUGGCAGAGAAACAUGUAACAAGUGAAAGGCAGUGCGUACAAAGGUUAAUCAUGAAAAGAGCUAAUCUUUCUCCCAAAGAAAACAAGUAUAAACCAGUAUAAAUACUUACAAAUAAUGCAAAAAAAAAUAAAAAAUUUUACAGUUACAUUUUAAAAAUCUAAACUCUAUAUAUUUACAGAUCAUUUAAAAAAACAAACAAAAAAAAAAACAGAAUUAGCUGCUAUAACCUGGAGUCUACAUUAAAAUGUAAUUUGUCAUUGUGAUACGGUUUGUAACAUAUCACUGGAUCGAUUUUGUGGAAAAAAUGUUUUUGCUUGUAUUAGUGAAUGCAGGACUCAUCACCAAACACGCUACGAAGUUAAAGGAACACCCUAUGCACCACUUAUAGUUCACAUGGCUAUACACUAAACAUUGAAUGAUAACAUAUUCAAUCUGAAUGGUAAAAUUGAAGUAAAGUAGCAGAGAGUUGGGUUGAUGAUUUUCUUCUAAACUGGCUUUUUAGCUUACAUUUUACAUUUCAAUUUUGGAUUCAUAGUUACAUGGACUGAAAAGAGACAUGCGUCCAUCAAGUUCAAACUUUCUCACAUUUGUUUUUGCUAUUGAUCCAAAAGAAGGCAACCCCCCCAACAGUUUAAAGCGCUUCCAAUUUUGCAACAAACUAGGAUAAAUUUCCUUCUACACCCCAGAAAGACAAGUCAGAUCCAUGAAGAAGCUGUGACUCUAUCUAUUAAAAAUGAUAUCCGUUAAUAUUUUUUGCAAGUAUUCAUCCAGUUGUUUUAAACAUCUCUACAGAUUCUGAUAAAACCACCUCUUCAGGCAGAGAAUUCCACAUCCUUAUUGUUCUUACUAUAAAAAAAAACCCGUUCCUUUGCCUUAGAUGAAAUCUCCUUUCUUACAGUCUAUAUAUAGUCCUAUGUAUAGUCUUGUUUAUGAAUAGAUUUCCAGACAAUGGUUUCUGUUGCAUGAAAACAAGUGAAUACAUGCCCCAACGAGGAGGCCAGACUUCGAAAGAUUGCCACCAGUAUAUUAUCAUUCCUGUUGGUAAACAGAACAAUUACUUUAUUAGAGCCUUUUUUAAUUAGUAAAAAAAACAUUUUUGUCUUGCAGUUUGUUUAUUGGUGGUUUCUAGUGGCUCGGAUAUAUUUGUAUAAUCCUGUCAUAUCCCCUCUGAGGUGCCAUUUUUUAAAGAAAAUUUGAUUUAGUGAGUUACCCUGCCAGAAUAGGGUCUGCAUUUAGGCACCCCCAGUUUUUGCUUGACAUACACCUGGGUCCUUUUGGCACUUGAAGUCAUGCAUCUCUACCCUUUCUCUUCUCCAUUAACUGAGCAUAAGCAGAGGGGCUGGGAUGUAGGUGCUGGGGGAGGGGAAGGGAGACAUGUUUCUUUUUUUUUUUUUCAGAAUGGUUUGACAAAAACAAGGGUGUGACAGCACCCUGAGUCACUAUAACCACUACAGAGAACUAUAGUUGUUAUGUUAGUGUCCCUUUAAUGUGCAACAUGCAUUGUACACAUUACAGUGUGUUUGGCCUCACUUGCACUGACUUCUAUUUCUAAAUGCUGUGUGGUGAAUGUGCUAUGGAUGUCCUAGAUAGAGAACAGGAAACUGGUCAAUACGUCCAAGAAAAGUAUUGUGUUAGUGGUUAAACGUUUUUUUUUCUAUAACAUUCAAUGUUAAAACACAUGAGUGACCAUAGAUAUCCCAACUGUAAAAAGUGUAACAAGUUCAAAAAGACUGUCCCUGGAACAAAGGAGAAAAUGAGAAAAAAGCUUGCGUGGACAUUGUCAGGUACUCAUUUGGUCAUUUCCCUGACUACAAAGCAUUUAAAAAAAUGCAAGGUCACAGGUUCAAAUCCUGGCAGAGUCAACUCAGCCCUUAAUCCUUCCGAGGUCGAUAAAAUGAGUACCAUCAAUUGGGUAAUAAUAACAUCUAUUACUAUUCAGCUGCCAAUUUGGUUAAUUCCGACAACGUGCGCUGAAAAAUGCUUUGAGUUCCACUGGGAGAAAGGCGCUAUAUAAAUACUAGUUAUUAUUACUGUGAUCAUCAGUCAUUUAAAGCUUUCAAAUAGAGGUUUCACAACUUACUUGGUUGAGGAGGCGACAGUGACUUGAUUUUACAGUCUUCAUGACACCUUGAAAAGGGAUCAAAUUAUGCUCAGGAUAGCCUAAGAUGGAAUUAUUCCGUGACUAGGGAGGAUUCUACUAUGUUUUCUAUAAAUUAUUAUUUAUAUAGCGCCAACAGAUUCUGUAGUGCUGUACAAUAGGUGGACUAACAGACAUGUAAUUGUAACCAGAUAACUGGACGUACAGGAACAGAGAGGUGGAGGGCCCUGCUCAAUGAGCUUACAUUCUAGAGGAUGUUAAUUAUAUUCUGAAUGUAAAAAAGAGAAAAGAGUAUACUGCGCCCAAAGUUAUACGUACAUACAGCUAUAAUACGUAGCGGCUGGUUGAAAACCUCAGAGAGAAAACAGACAAUGAUAGUGCAAUACAAUUUGUUCAAGGUAGGAAGAUAUUCAAUUAAUCUCUGUAGGAGAGCCACUCACAUUUGGAAGAGCUAUACAAGAGCUCUACUUUGUAGCGCCUGGACGGUAUAAUCCCCGUCUAAGGAUAUAGGCUGGUAUGGAUAGUGUUGGUCUUCCAAAUGCAAAUAUGGAUAUAAGUGGUAUAUGCAAAAAUAAAGAGCAGAGAGAAACUUUGAUAGUGUAGUAUGUACUGUAAGUUUAGAUGCAAGAAAGUAAUUUACUUACAAUCUUUAGAGCAAAUCCCUGCUCUAGUUGUUUCAGCAUGGGUGUUCUGAAUGUGCAAGGUUACACAUUAAACCUGGUUAUGAAGCAGCCAUUAUGAGGCACUCUUAAAUCUUAAAUAAGCCCUAUGCCAAGAAGACCUCCUCUCUGCCAGCUGUAUAGCCAGCCCGCAUUGUUGGAAAGUAACCCAUACAUUACUUUGACCUCUUCCCCCAAAUCAAAUUGCAGUUUCCCUUAAGAAACAGAAAAAGAACAUGAAUUUAACCCUAUAAUUUACUGUUCCUUUCAAGUAUGAUGAACAUUAAUAUAUAUAUAUGUAAUGCACACUUCAUUGGCAUUCAGCGUGGUCUUUAUAUCAAUUUCAUUUCCCCCUGACUGAAUUAGAUACCCCUGGUUAAGAACAACUUCUAUUAUCGUGUACUUAAAAUGUUAGUAUUUCGUUUUUUGAUACAUUUUAGGUACAGAAGAAAUAUAAAUAAUGAGUGAUUCAAGCAAUAUUUGUCUUGUUGGUAGGACACACCUGCUGUUUUAGGUUUUCUUUGGAUUUAAGGUAUGUAUUUAGUACAUUUUGCUUGAAAAACCGGUUACUCACUCAUCUUGCUGUGUAAAAUAUUGAGAAAGAAAAACCAAACAAACUGCAUUCAGGCACACGUAACAUUCCUACUCCUCGUUCUCCUCGUUCUCCCCCAUCCCCCCGAAAAACAAUGUUUGUGAAUGUGAAAUAGUCACAGGCCAUCUAUAUAUGUUUAAUUAUUCAGAGUUCUUAACUAAAUCAGAAGUUACCUGGGAUUCACCUGACACCUCUGUUCCCAGUUUAGAGAAUAACCCUUCUCUUAUUGAUUGUUAGUAUUCCAUUUAUUGUAUUGCGUUAAUAAGAAACUCCAACUUUUAGAAGCAUGCCCAAUUUUCUGUUCGGUCUGUCUCUGUGAUAAGAGAGCCGGGGGAUUUUGUUGCACAUCUCACAUGAUGGUUUGUGGUUGAACAGAAACUAUUGUUUCAUAGUUUCCUUUCUAAAAAUAUCUGUGUAAAACUCUUGUUUACUUCUUUAUCUUACUGUUGUUAUUAUGAAAAAAAAUACAAUUUCAUAAAACACAUAUUAGGCAGACUAGAUGGGCCGAAUGGUUCUUAUCUGCCGUCACAUUCUAUGUUUUUAUAUACACGUUUAUAAUCCAGUUUACUCGAAAUAUCUUGCUAAAUCCCACGCAAGCAAAUUAUCCACAUGUUAAAUAAAAGAAUGGUAAAAAUCUUGGAUUUAAAAUAUCACAGCAGCAAAAUUCUGAGUAGAGUGGGUACCUGGUUUGUGUCAAAGCAUUUUUAAGUGGUUCCCCCAGCCCCUAAAUACAAGUCUGGACAGUAGUGAUCACCGUUGUCCUAUUUAGGGCAGGCUUAUAUAGGUGUUGGCUUAUACAUUAGCUGAGCUGCAGCUAAAGUGACAGAUUAGCCACUGUUUUUGUAAAUCUGCACACAAAAAACUGUUUAACCUAAAUGUUUUGAACACCAACCAAAGUCUCUGUUAAAAAUGAUUGUUGUUCCAUCAAUAUUGACUUUGGAACAGAGAUGUUCGCUAUUUUGUCCAGUCGUGUGGUGUGCUGUGUAUUACUUCUAGAAAGACAGGUAGAGUAGUUUGACAGAAUUUACUCUUGAGCUUUACGUAUUUACUCUGACCCCAGGGAUACAGCUGCUUCCUCUAGGUCUCUUUGGCCAAUUCUAUCUACCAGCUUAGAAUCCAGCCUUUUUAAAACCUUCUCCAAGUGUUAGCAGCUCAUCCCCCCCAUCACAUAAUAAAUUACACUUCUCAAAGCUUGGCAACUCUGGUUUACCACCCCACACGUUCAACCUCUGAAAGUGUUAGAGUCAAAUGCUCUGUCUAUUUUUUGUAUGUGAUACGUGAAAGAGAGCAUGUUUUAUUUUGUGUUGAUUUAUGUUAUGUCAUUUAAAACAGAAAAUGUUGUGUAAGAUAUUAAAGUCACUAUCUCAUGUCUUUUUGACUUAAUAUAUCAUCUUUGUGACUUCUAUACUUUCCCAUCGACUCACAAUAAUAAAAGAGUUUAAACUAAAACCUUCUCCAGGUACAAAAUGGAAGAAGAAACAUUAUACUGUAGUUCAAACUGGACGGUCCAAACCCCUUGAGACCUAUUGUGUGGACCUUAGAAGCAGUGGAAAACAAAAAACAUCUGGACAACAUGUACAGUUUUGUCUGAAGUUUUUGCCUUUCGUUUUCAGUUGUUCAGAGGUCAAUCUUUCUUUUCCCGGGUUUCCACUGUUAUUGGGUUUUACUGCUGGGCUUUUAAAUCAUUAAGUGGUACAAUACAAUGGUUUUUUUAAGCCUUGCCCCCCUAUUUUAUUAUAUAGUUAAAAAAAAAAAAUUUACUAAAAAGUUAGUUAUAUUUUAAUGUGGCCCAAAGCUCUGUGUGUCCUGGAUGGACGGUUUGACUAUCUUCUUGACACUCUCCCCAUGUACCAGCCUCUACUGAUUUCUUCUUGACAAAGGUUGUGCUAGCGAAAUCACAAGAUUCAUUUCCACCAUGUCUGAGUGUUCGAAUGUACCAUAAACGGUCUUAUAUGAAAGAGUCCACAACUAAUACAGAAAAUCACAUCAAUGUUUCAACUACAGUAUAUUGGACUUUCAUCAGGACCUGUGCAUUUAUAUUAUUAUUAUAUUAAUAUAUAUAUAUAUAUACACACACAAAAACACAAAUAUUUAAUCCUACAUGUGUAUCCAUUUCUUAUCCAGUGGCUGGAAAGUACCACUUUGUGGAGAGUUGCCUUCUGUUCCAGUUCCGGCUGAACUUUAGGAGAAGGCGAAGACUCAUGGAACUUCUCAGUGAAAAACCCCAGGCUGUGCUAGAGAGUCAUGACAGCCCCUUCUGUCUACGCAAGCAAAGCCACGACAAGGCCACCAGUUUCCAGUCAGGUAGGUCGGCUUAUGUGGAAGCCAGUUCAUAAUAUUAAUUCAUUUCAGUUUGAAAAAUAUAUGGAUUCAAGAUAAGUUUAGAGUUUAGUUGCAUUACACUAUAUAUAUUUGACCUUUUUUCCUUUUUCAUUUACUAUUGGGCCCACUAUCAGGGUUCAUUUCUAAAAUGAGAAUUCAACGUGAAUUCCAAAUUUAAGGCCAGAGCAGCCGAAUGGACAGCUUAAUUGACUUAGAUAGUUUUUGUUUUGGCUAUUUUGACCUGAAAUUUGAAAUGACUUUGAAUUCUCACAUUAGUAAAUAACUUGGUUUGAUAGUGUGUCCAAUUGCAAAGCUCCAACUGUUGUAAUUGAUUUCAGAGUAAUCUGAAUUAAAGCUCUAUUCUCAAAAAUGUGUAUGUAUAUAUGUAUAGUUCUAUAUGAAGGAUUUUGUUUUUGUAAUAACUUUCACAUAUUAAACAGGGUCAAUGCUUACUGCGUAUUUACUUUCAGCAGUCAUUGUUCUACGAAUUCUGUAUUAGCGGAUUUUUGUUUUCUUUGCAGUGAGCCCCACCAAUGAGGUGAAGACUGUGUCAUCAGUCAGGAGGAGUAGUCUGAGCAGCAACAGCAGCCUUGGUUAUUUCCAUAAUGUCCCGAUUAGCAGCAUUAACCCAUACGUGCCAUUAAGCAAUCCUCGGUCAGGUAAGACUGAUUGCCAAUUUGUGAAAUAACUCUGUAGUUUACUAUCAUAGGUUUGUAGCUGAACUGAGAUGCCACCAUUAGGUAUCCCCGCUGUUCCUUCCUCAAAGCUGUAAGAAGCGCUGUAGUGAUUAUAGCCCUUUCCCCAGCAACUAGAUGACACAUAGUUCUGGGAGUCAACUGGACUUUCUUGUGCCACACUCUGCUCUUUAUGCACAGACCCCCAGCAUGGGGUCUCCAUAGAGAAAUGUACAAGUCCCUCCCAGGCGCAUCUGUGCCUGAGAGAUAAUUGAGUCCAAACAGGAUAACUCAAUUAUUUCUCAGUUACAAGAAAUAAUACAGAAUCAUACCCCAUACCUCAAUAAUACAAUUUCACACCCCAAAAACAUAUCAAAAUUAUGCAGGAACCCCACAAAAGCUUGAGUCUGAAUACCCAAGUUUUCAAAAAAGCGCUUAGAUCUCUUUGGUAGAACGGAAUUGCCGCUCGGGUAAAGUAUUUGUUUGUUUUUUUUAAUCUUUAUUUUUGCAGUGCAUAUGAAGACAAAAACAGAUACGCUACAAUGUCAAGGUUGCAAUAGCCAACACAGCAGAUAACACAUGAGGAACGGUACAUGACAUUUUGAUAAACUGCACAGUUUUAUAAAGUAAUGUAUGCAAGCAAGUGCGAAUCAGGUUAAAAACCUAAGAAUAGAAUAAGGAAGGUGGAAGACAAGGUAACUGACUCUUCUAUAAGUAAUACAAUAUAAUACCACCAAGUAGCUUAUUAACUGUGAUCAGUGAGCUUACCAGGUAAAGUUAAACAAGAAUGGAUGAAGGAGCUCAGACAAGGAGAAUAGAGUGUAAUGGCAAUCAGCGGCUAGAUAAUAGUACUGGCAUCAGCAAGAAAAUCAGAGGCUAUUGACUAAAUAUUCCUUCUUAACCAGUGUCCCCCUGAGUGUGAGCCACUCAACCUAUACCUGUAGCGGUCAGGCAGAGUCCAGACAGGAGCACAGGUGAGCCCAGGCUGUAAUAGCUGAAGAAGUCAGCACCCUGGCCCCUCUGCACCCACACUCACAGCCCUAAGCAUGAUCUGGGGGUAGCACACCUUGUCCAAGAUGCCCUCCACGCCAUGUGCGUGGGCUGAUAACUGGAGACUUUCUCCUAUUCAAAGCCUCUCCAUGUUGUGGACUGUGUUCGGGAAUUCCUCCCACAUGAGUCUCCAGCCCGGGAAGGUGUUGCGGGAUCGAGGAGCAGGACUGUGGGAACCAAUCAGGCUCACGAGGUGCUGGGUCCAGAGCAGGUAAGUUGAGCUGUAGUGCCCACUCCUCCAGCCUCUUCCAGAAGCGAGCACAUAGCUUGGUUAACAGCCAGAGGUGGUCGGUGCUCAUUGGGAUAUUCUAUUCAGGAAACGAACAGAGGGGGCUACGGACAGCCAAACAAAAGUGAAAAAAGUAUUUUAUAGCAAAUCCAUUCUGCUACAAGGUUCAUUAGGCAUUUCAUCCUUCUGAGGUCACAGAAAUGAUUAAGAAAAUGUCUUCGGUAACAGUAACCUGUUACAGUAGAACACUUUGACUUUAUAAUAACAUGUGAUAUAUAAGUACAGUAUUGUAAAAGGGGAACAACCAUGAAAAACAAUCCCUUAUUUCUAAAUACAUUAUGCAGCUUUGAAAUCAUGUGUCAGCAGUAUAGUCGCCGACAGACAGACCCUUCUCUUAUCAGGAAGAGGCCACUAUAUACCCCUACCCAGCCGGUAUUUAUGGAUUAAGUAGAACGCGUGAAAUGCCUAUGCCAUACAGUAGCUGAUAUCAGUUUAAACACAGAGACCAGUUUUGUUAUAAGCCACUCUAACUAUCUAAUCUCUGCACCACUAACUUUGCAAUUAUACAAACGUGUUAUGGUGCUUAAUGAAUUAGUUAUGUCAGACUAUACAAUGAAAUAAAAUAGAACUGACAGUGGUAGGAUUGGAAGGUGAGAGUGAAGUGGAGAAAGGACCCACUAAUUAAGUUGAGACAGUAAUGACAGUUACCAUGAGGGAACAUAUCCUAAUCUGAAAUAAUGAGCUUUUAGGGACUUCUUAAAGGAUGGCAGCCUAUGAGAGAGUCUGAUGGGGAGGGAGGCAGGUUGUUUCAUGAGAAUGGAGUCAUAUCGCCCACACACAGCAAGAGCUGAUUGGCUAACAUCAGCAAUCUGUAUUUAAGAGAGCAUUCUAACUGCUGCUACAGCCUUUAUCCCAUGAACGGGUGUGUGCCUAGAGCUCUCUGAACCUUCUGAUCCCCCAGAAGCCUGGCAUAAUUUGCUCCUGGAACUUGAGUAUUGAAUUAGAGUGCACAUAGGUGUGUGCACUGAGUGUGCCGGGUGUGCCUGGGCACACCCUAAUCCCUGCGGCACGCCUAUGGAGUGAGACCGGCAGGAGAGAUCUCAGGAUCCCCCCUGUCGGCUCAUGCAGAGUCGGCAUUAUCUGAGCGCCGGCUCUGCUCUAAGCCUUCCCUCACCGACCCACAGGCAGUGAGGGAGGCAGGAGAGGACCCAGUAAGCUAUGGCCAGCAGCUCUGCCGGUUUCCUCUCGCGAGAUCUGAGCAUUGCGGCAACGUUCAGAUCUCGCGAGAGUGAACUCUAGCCCCGCAGGCUAGAGUUCAAUCUCCACUGGACCACCAGGGAAGGAUGGCAACAGUAACAAGGAUCCAUUCCCAGGCAUAAAGUAAGAAGGGGGGGGGAUAUUUAUGAACUAAUCUGCCCCCACCUCCGCCCCCACAAAUCACCCAAACAUACAGCACACAAACAGCACACACACACAAACAGCACACACACAUACACACACAGCAGCCUCACACAUACAGCACCCACACACAUACAGCACACAAAGCACCCACACACAUACAGCACCCUCACAAAUACACACACACAGCACCCUCACACACAGCACACAAACAGCACACUAACAGUACCCUCACAAACACACAGCACCCACACAGCACACUAACAGUACCCUCACAAACACAAACAGCACCCUCACACACACAGCACCCUCACACAGCACACUAACAGGACCCUAACAAACACACACACAGCAUACUACCAGUAUCCUCACACACAAACAGCACCCUCACAAGCACACACAAACACCCUCACCCACAUAGCACACUAACAGCACCCUCACACAGCACACACACACACACAGCGGUGUAUGUGUGUGUAUAUAUAUAUAUAUAUAUAUAUAUAUAUAUACAUAUAUAUAUGUAUAUACAUACAUACAUAUAUACAUAUAUACACAGCGUGUGCUUGUGCUUUAGGGUGCACACCCUAAUGCAAUAGGCUGCGCACGCCUAUGAGAGUGCAAGAUUGUCUACAGUCCGUCUGCACGAGGCAGAGAAAAUGUCUUAGUCUGAAGUAUGAUUUUAAUUUUUUUUUUUUUUUUUAAGUCUAGCGCCAGCGCUAGAAUCUAGUCUACUGCAAUAUAUAUUAUAUCACAUUUCAAUGUUAAACAAAACCGAAUGUAUUUGUAUAUACAUAUGGGAAGUAAAGGGGUUGAGGUCCUUAAUAUAUCACGUGAGUUUCCUUAUCUCUAGGAACUAACUUUUCAUAAACAAAUGUGCAGCCUCUGUUAGCUGUACUGGAGGGAUGCUUUGGUAAUUAAGCAGUUAAUAGCUCAUUAACAAAAUAUGUGUCUUGAUUGCAAAGCUUGCUAUAUACAGGAAGUUUGCCAAUCUCACAACAUUCCUCCCUGAGUAGCUGUCAAUUAUCAUAUGCGGCAAGGUUACCGAAAAACAGAAGCUCAUUGUGCAAGAAGCCAUUAAGGCUAUUUUUGCUCUGUGUGUUUUACAAUCUGCUCUUACAGAUAAGCACAAACACUCCAGAAACGGAAUAUAGAACUUGGUUGAGAAACCACAACAAGAGCACUCGAAGAACCACAAUGUAAACAAUUGAGCAACAACUUUUAGAGAAGUAUUAUAUAUACUUUUUAUUUCAGAGAUAUGAAAGAAAGAUGUUUGCAUGCAUUGUUAGUCGUGAUAACGCUGACUAAUGCAUUAGAGCUGUGCAACUAAGGUGGAUUUUUCAUGUUUGAAAAGCUGUUCUUUUAUAUAGGGUGUAGAGUUAUCACAUAUCCACAUGUAACCAAAACAAGAUUUAUAGAGUUGAGAAGGGAACUGCCAAAACACGUGAACUGGAAACAGAAGAUGAAUUGGAGAAUUUGUGCAUUUCAACAUAUUUGACCUGCAAUGUGCAACUCCAUCGCCAUUUGUCUACAAUUCCAAGUUUAGAAAAAAAAAUAUAUAUAUUUCUUGUACUUCAUUUGAAUUUAUUUAAAAUUGCAGUUUGUAGUUAGCAAAUUGUGCAGACCUGGAUGCAAAUAAAAUUGUAAAUUCAUCUGCCAAGACAAUAGGUUGAAAUUGCUGCAAUUCAUUUUGUCAUUAUUCCUUCCUGCAUAAAUGACUAAGAUUCUCCGUAUCUGUGGCUGUGAGUGAAGGUAUUGAGAUGUUCAAUAUAUUAAUCUAAAUAGAGAGGAUGGGGUUUGCCUGAUGGAUUAUCAAUCAUCACAUUAGCUCACACAUUGGUAGUAAGCUGAGACAGUGUGCACUGCACGUUAAGCGGGUAAUUCAAGGGCUGGAUUAUGUUAUUCAGAAAUAAAUCACUAUUUUUGUAAAUGUUGAUACACAAUAUUCACUGCAUCAUUUUAUUUUUUUGUAGUGUUGAAGAGACCUGUUACUUUGGAUGAACUUCUGGCUCCAGGAGCACCAUACAUCAGGAAGACUCUGACUGUAAAUAUUUCCAAUAUAGUUACUUUAUCUUUUAAAAUAUAUCAAGCACUUAUUGGCUAAAAUACAGGAAUCUUUUCAGCUCCACCGAAAUCUGUUUUUUUUUUUUUUGUUUUUUUUUUUAGAUCCUCAUUUCUUUCCAGUGCUGUCAGCUGUUUAACACUUUAUACUGGCGUGGUUUUUGUGUUUUUUUACGCUUUGUAUAAAUGUGUCAAUUGUGCAAUUUUGUUUUUUCUUACUUUUGAAUACAAAAGAAGACUAAUUGAUAAAAAAAAAAAAAAAAUGCUGAUAAAAUACUUGUGCCUUACAUAUGUACUUUAUGUAGUAAGAUGCUUUUUACUCUUUAAGCUGUGACCUAUAAACGGGUCCACAUCUCCUAAUGGUGGGCUCAAACUGGUAGGAGAUAUUUACAGAUACAGCAUUUCUUUCCCGGUGUAAUUUAGACCCUUUUCAUACUGGAUAGAGUCUAAAUGGAGUUUUGCAAAAUUCAUAGUAAUAUUAAUUAUGCUACGUCUGAAAUAUAGGUCAGUGAGCUUGCUUUGCAAAGGAAGAACAGGUGCCAAGCUAAUUCUAAGUCGAUAGCUUGAAUCGUUGUUUAAAAAGACUUUAGAUCUGCUGGUCUAGUAAGUGUGUUUCAUGUCAUUCAUAAGCAUGAAUCAGAUGGUAAAUAUUUAUAUUGGUAAAUAUGAAAUAAAUGGCAUUCAGUAAAAGAAGUAAUAAUUUUCUCUGAGUUUACAAUCAGAUUCUUGAAUAUCAUCGUCUGUAUUAUGUAUAUGUGUAGAUAGACAGACACAAAACAAACAAGCUUUCCUGGGUCAAAUAUUGGUGGCUGCCAGGUUCAUUCCUUGCACUUUAAACUCCCCUGGGGGAUUGCAAUAAAAAGACCUGUGAGUGCUUACUAACUUGGACAGCACCAGGGGAAAGUGUCUGUAAGGAAGCUCUGGAUAAUGUUUGAUAAUGUUUGUGUGUUUGUGCUUAUGGUGCUCCACACAGUUAAAUUCAACGUACUCACAUGCUCACAAUUCCAUACAUGGUGCAUGUCUCUGGAGACUCCCCAUAACAGUCUUCUUGAUUUCCACUGCUGGGCUCAGUCUAAACAUUUAUGUGGAUUACGAUGGGAUAGGGAGAAAACAAGAAUAGUUUAAAACAAGUGGUUUGCUGCGUAAACUCAAAUACAAUGCAUUACUCUUGUCCAUGUGGAACUUCUGUGAAACCUUUAUGUAAUCUAUACAUUAUGUAAUAUAUGUCUAUAAUCUGCUUUUCUUUAACAGUAGCCUAACUUUAACAAUUCUUGGAUUAAAACAAAUGAUCUCCCUCCCUGUGUUUGCAGAUUGUCAGCGAUGCGGUGGGAUGGGGUUUUGUGGUUCGUGGGGAAAAACCUUGUCACAUACAAGCAGUAGAUCCAAGUGGCCCGGCAGCUGCAGCUGGAGUGAAGGUGUUAUUUUUAUUUACUUUAUUUUUAUUCUAUAAGGUUCAAAGAAAGUUCAUUGACACAUGAAUAAACAACAAAAAUAGUGUGAUAUACCAAUAACAAGUAGGUAAAUAUAAUUUUUUUUUGGUAUAUGAGAAAAGGAGGGGAGAGAGGGGAACUGAAUGAGGACGAGCCAUAGAAAGAAAGAUACAUCGUGUCAAGGGAAGAAGAUACUGUGUUGUUAUAGAUUUAAUGGCCACCAUUUUUCAGGUAGUCUCUAUGAUACAAUAACAUGUUAUUGGUGUUUGGUAACCAGACAAUAUUUAGUUACACCACUGGGAUUGCAUAGAUUUAAUGGGGGGACAUUAUUGUCUGUUAUUCUUGGUAGAAUAGUCCAACAAACUGCCUAAUACUCUUUGGAGACUGCCUUUUUAUUAGAAGGUGUUUGGCAAGUGAACACUGGUCUACAUUUAGCUAAUGCUUUAGAAAGCAAUGCAGCGAUGUUGUAGAGGAUCUGAGGGAUUGCCAACGAUGUAUAUAGAUCAAUAAAACAUUUAAAAUGUAAUACACAAGUGCAUUCAAGUACACACCAUAAGAAGACACAAACACACACACAAACACAAUGAAACACACAAUUUUUUUUAAACUGUAUUUAUGUUCUUUUCAGUUAAUUUUAUAUUGAACAGCUUUAAAUAAUGAUUAUACAAAACUCCCAGUAUACUAGUAAUGCUUGCCAGCAUAUGGCAUCCACAGCAUAGAGCAAGAGGGGACAACCCCCCAACCCCCAUUUUUUUCUAUUUGUUUGUUUUAAAUACCACCUGAUCCUAUGUACCAAGGGUGGGGUGAGGUAGGGAAAACACACAAUCAUAUGCAGACACAUGCACUCAAACAGAAUUAAUGCUGGCUAAGGACAAUGUUAAGGCAUGUAAAUUGGAGUAGCCAGAAUAGUCCAGUAAUUCAUAUGCCAAAAUGCCCGGAGUAUUGCAGUGCAGCAAUACCUUUUUAUUAAUUAGUGAUUCUGGUCUGAAGAAGAGAAAAAUGCAUUGUCAGUCCAGUAAAAAGGGUAUCUCUGCACACUGCAAUAUUCUUGUGCUUUUUGUAUGUGUGUUAACAAUGGCAUCAUGGACCUGGCAACAUCAACAACAAUAUCUCAUCUCUCUGAUACAUUACCUUUAUAAACCAAGAGAUUUUACUGGAAAUGAAAUCUGAAAACAUCCCAGGCCCGUGAUGUAACCUAGUAACUGCGCAAUGCUAUAAAAAGAAAAGUGCUCAGCACUAGAAUUAGUUUUCCAUUGAAACACAGGCUUUUGAAAAUGAAUCUGACAUCCAGAUACAAAUUGUUGCCCUUGCUCUUGUAACACUGUAUUUAAUUGACACUGCAUGAAUUGGAAUCCGUCUGCAUAUUUCAUCUUCUUUUUUCUUUCUAAUUUUGAUUUGAAACUGUUACAGAGAAUACACUAGACUAGAUUUAGCAGACCUUAGCUGCUUGCUACUGUAUUCACUUUUUAAUUCUCGUUUAUAAUUCAUGUAUAAAUCCAGUGCCUGUUUAACUAGUGCCUGGAAGCACCGUCUGAAUGUAAAGGGACACUAUAGUCACCAAAACAACUUGAACUUAAUGAAGCAGUUUUUGUGUAUAGACCAUGCCUCUGAAAUCUCACUGCUCAAUUCUUUGCCAUUUAGCAGACAAUUCACUUUUGUCUGAAGAGUCCAGUAGCCUGUUGCUAACACUUUAUAUACAAUUGAACAUAUGAGUAGGUCAUUGAGGCACACAAUAAUCUUGUCAUCAUUUUUUGUUAUUCAAAAUAAAAUAUGAAAUGAGUCCUAGCCUUGAUUUAUUGUUUUGUAAUGCAUACAUAUAAGUAAAUACAAUUUUAGUACAUUUCCUGGCUUGCCCUUGUUCUGUAAAGACAGCCAUCUGUAAGUAUUUAUUUUUUUAGAGCCCUUCUUACCAAAGCUGAAACCAGCUCGGAGUAUGUUUCUGAGAUGACUGGAACUUGUACGUGAUGUCGGUAUUUGUGAACAUUAGCUCUUGGUUAGUGCAUGGUCAUUAGCUCUUGGUUUGAUCUGACUAAAGAGGGCUUAACGAUGUCUGCCCUCACUGAGCAAAGGUAAGGCAGGAAUUGCAUUGGAAAUAUACCUUUAUUUAUAUGUCUCUUAUAUAUAAUUUAUGCAUUACAAAAUAAUAAACAGAGGCUAUAAUAAUGUAAUAUUUUAUUUAAAAUAAUCAUAAAAAACCACAACAGUAAAAAAGACAUAAUUUUGCAAGCAGUUAAUUCGUCUGCAGAUCUAUAGUGUUUCUUAUUUUUUACUCUGUAAUAUGACACUGGGAUCAUACACAUUUCCCUAACCAGCCAUCUCUGGCAGCAACUUGUAAAUUCUGCUUACUUUUGCCAAACUUUGUACAACGUGUUUAAUGUGGCAUGGCUUAUAUUCAGCACUGCCUUGCCACUUCACUUGUAUACAUCCAGAGUAACUAACUGCCUGAGGUCCUUGUGAAUGGUUUUAUUUAAUCUCCGAUACAGAGCUUCCAUUGACUUGCAACACAGCAACAUUGUGUGCUCAUGCCAAGUCACAAACUAGAAGCGUACAGGGAUAGCCUUGUCAGUGGCAUUGGAAUGUCUGGACCAUGUUUAUAGCAUGCAAGGAGUCUGAUAAAGCCCAUCAGUCAACUUCUAGCCAAAACAAAGGCUCACGUGCACCAUAACAUGGAGAAUGCAAGACGAGAGAGAAACCCUUGUGGAAUAGAGAUAAAUAUGUGCUUGGUUUUUAUUACACAAAGAACAAACUAUUUAUUUAGCAAUGCUCGCAUAAAGAGAUAUAUAUCCACCUUUUAUAGUCUCUUUAAAAUAUUAUGUUAUAAAAUGUUGAGUCCCAUAGAGAAUACAUUAGAAUUUGGAUAAAAUACAUUCUGCUGCCUUAGGACCAUUCACACACCACUAGUUAACUGAAUAAACUAUGUAUUAAGUGGAGCGCCUAUCGGGAAAUAAAUGCUUAAAAACUAAGAGAGAGAGGAGGGUGAACAAAUAGGUAACCUAUUAACCUAUUUAAAUACUGAGAAAAAAUAUCUAAUAAAGAAACACCCUACUCUCUAUACCAGCAUUUCCCAAUUGAUGUUCUGCGGAACCCUAGGGUUCUGCGAGAACACAAAUGGGGUUCCGCCAAAAUUUCUAAAAACAAAAUAGGCGCAGGUGGCGAGGGAGCAGUGGGCAGUGAUCUCCCUGCUCAGCUCCCUUGCGUGCACAGCAGUUAUGCCGGAGCCGUAAUAUGAUGUCAAUCCAUCAUCACUAAGAGACGCGCGAGGAGGCUGAGCAGGGAGAUCACUGGUCCCUCGCCGCCCGCACGCCAGCCGCUCAGCAGCCCCACUGGACCCCAGGGACUGCACGCUCAGCCCAGCAGCCUCACUGGACCAUAGGGACUCCAUGCCAGCACUCCCAAAGGUAGGGAGGCUGGGUGGAGUAAAAUUCAAAAAUAAUAAUAAAUUGUAUAUGUGUCUGUUAGAGAGUUUGUAUGUGUUUGUGUGUCUUCAAAAAGUAUAUGUGUCAGUUAGAGUGAAUGUGUGCUUGUCAGUGAGUGUGUAUAUGUGUUUGUAUGUGUGUCUGUAAAAGAGUAUGUAUGUUUGUCAGUGAGAGUGUAUGUGUGUCUGUCAAAGAGUAUGUGUCUGAGUGUGUCAGUGUGUGUAUCUGUGUGUCAAGGUUUGUGUAUGUGUCACUGUAUGUAUCUGAGUGUGUGUGUACGUCAGUAUGUGUGUAUGUGCGAGUGUAUAUCAGUGUGUUUGUAUGUGCCUGUGUGUGUGUAUUUCAGUGUGUAUCUAUCUGUGUGUGUGUGUGUGUUUGACACUGUGUAUGUGCCAGUGUGUGUAUCUCUGGGUGCAAGUGUGUGUGUGUGUGUAUUUGUUAUUCAAGGUGUGUGUAUGUGUAUCUUAGUGUGUGUGUCAGUGUGUAUCUGUGUGCCACUAUGUGCCAGUGUUUGUGUGUAUCUGUGUGUCAGAUACAUAUACAUACACUGACACAGAGAUUCACAGACUGGCACAUACAAACAAAGAUAUAUAUAUAUAUAUAUAUAUAUAUAUAUAUAUAUAUAUAUAUAUAUAUACACACCGGCACAUACAAACACAGAUACACACACUUUGACACAUAGAUACACACACCUUGACACACAGAGUUUCUUUAUUAUAUUUAACUGAAUACCUUCAAGAAAAGUGUUUUUGUCUUUUAAAAUUUCCCCCUCCAAGAACACUGCAGGUCGCAACCAGAUGGGACGUUGGUGAAAAUUAAUUUGGGAUUUUACUUGCAGUUAUACAUUUGAUCUGAAUUCCUAGUCUUUGCUAAUAUAGAAUGAGUUGAGGUUAUUUAUAAAGAGACGUUGUGGGGCAAAGCUGAGGCAAUCACCAUGGAAACCAACAGAAUGGUCAGGCUGAUUACUUCAUUUUCACAGCUUUGCCUAAAAAUGAAUGGUUUUUACUGAACUCUUACAAAAGCGACAGAAAAGGCAUUCUGUGUAGUGGUGGAGUGGUGUAAAACGAAUCUUGAGCAUAGAUAGGCUACCAACAGGUCUCUUGUAAACCAAUACAGGAAAAUGAAAAGAUAGAUUUCUGGUUUUACAAACAGAGAUAGUCACUGAAGUGAGAAUUCAAAGUAAAUUUAAAAUGAAUUUCAAAUUUAAUGCUAAAGAUGGAAACAUAGCUCAGAUAACCGUCUAAGAUAAUUUAUCUGAUUCAGUUAUUUUAACGUUACAUUUUGAAAUUCGCUUUGAAUUCAAUUUGAAUCCUCACUUUAGUAAAUCACCCUUAAAAAGUUCUCUUAUUUUCAGAAAGCAAGUUACAAUAUAAUGCGUGAUGCUAUUUUGCUAUAUUCAGCACCCCUUAUUAAGCCUUUUUUUUUUUAUAUUUCAGUUACGCCAGUUCGUGGUAUCUGUGAAUGGGGUUAAUGUUCUCCAUGAACACUUCAGAAAAGUGAGCAGCAGCAUCCUAAACGGUCCACGAACUAUUGUUAUGGAAGUGAUGGAAGAAACCAAAUCCUAAAAUGUGACGGAGCACAAGGUGAACCAAAUGGAACCAAAGUUAAACAGAGGAACUUGUCAUUCUACAUAACCAGCUCCGUCCAAACUAGCUGUUAUCUUCUUUUUUUUUUUUUUUGUACUUUGGCUCCGAGCCUUGUAGCAAACUUUUAGCAGCUACAGUGACGAAACUUGAAAACAACCCUAUUUGCCAUAAUUGUCUUUUACAAUGAAUAAGCUGUGCUCAAAUUCUUUAUGUACUGUAUUUCUAGACAUUUAAAUAUAUAUAUGUGUGUGUGUGUGUGUGUGUGUCCGUGUAACAAAUAUGUAGUGUUCACUUAAUGAAGACUGUUUGGAAGUGUUUAAAAAGUGCCAUUACAGAGUCACGAUGAUAUUAGUUUGUGAAACAAUGAUGCUUGUUAAUGAUUGUAUGUAUGAGGACAUUUUCAAUGCAAAAAGUGAAUCUUUCUUACACUGUUAAAUUCACUACAAACAGAAACUGGGUCAAGAGUGAAGACUGAGCGAAUUAGAAAAGGCAAAGUAAAUACUUGAAUCAAAAUCCUACACAAAUGAUUGUAUUGUAGCAUUGAUUUGCAAUAUCUGGAACGCACAGUUUUACACAUAAAGGGAAGCAUUCUAAUCUUAGUACAAGUUGCAUAGAACUGUUUAUCGGUACAUUUUGUUAACCUGUUUAGAUAGUAAAAUGUGUAGAGAUUAAACUUUGACUUGUUUUAAACAAUGGUUGUCUAAGAUUGGUCUUCCAGCUGUCUUAGCAGUAGAAUUCUGGGUGAUAGAGUCUCUUCUACAAGCUCAAAGUUGGUUGGCAUUGAGGGUGACAGACAGCCAUGUUAAAGUAAGUAAAUGAUUCUUGGUAGUGGUUUUUAAUUCUGUUUUUAUUUUACUGCCAAUAUAGAUUGUGUACCUUUUUAUUCUGCACUGUGUUAUAUAUCAAAAAAUCUUUUGGCUGCAGAACCAGUGCAGGAAUAAGUGUUUUCUAGAUUAAAAAAAAAAAAAAAAGUGAAGCUCGUAUAUCGCCUGUUGUUUUUGUCAAGAUUUGAUGUAGUUCUCAAGUCCACAUUUGCAGCUGUAAGACUUUAAAUAUAUUUCUCCUAUUAUGGAUCCAGUUGUGAUACAGAAGCCAGAAGAAUGUAUAGUCUACAUGUUGCCAAAACGACGUAUAACAUUUCUGAUAAAACGUGCCAGUGAGAUAUAUUGGGGACUGGGGGGUUUUAACGCUAAUGUGUAUUAACGAAGGAAGAGAUGCAAAAUGUUUUACUCAAAUCAGGAAUUUUUAAAUAUGUUUAAGGAUAAGCAGAGAUAUGCCUUUAUUAAAAAAAAAUAAACAUUUAUCACCUUAUAUGUUGUCUGAAUUAAUUUUUUAUAUUAACG